GUUCGCCGUCAAAUUUCGCGGUCCGAGACAUGCAGCAGAUCGGCACGACGGCCGUCACCAUCGCCACCGGUCCGGGCAGCCAUCUGCAGAAACCGUCGACGUCGUCGUCGCCCUCGCCCUCGUCCGGUCCAUACGACGGCAACAAGGCGACCGCCAUGGCGAUCGGCACGGGCACGUACAACCGGCGGCGACCCGUGUCCGCGGUCCGGCACCACGCGGGCGACGACCGCGACCACGGCGCCGGCGACGACGACGACGACGACCGGUCGUCCGACGAGCUGUCCGACUCGGGACAUUUUCUGGCCAAAGGAGCGUUCCUGAUCACGCCCAGUAACGAGCUGAACCUGGAGAAGGCGACGGCCAUAUGCGAGAAAAUGAACUACAAGGGACCGUACUCGGUGACCCGGACCGCCACCGGUAUACUGUUCAAGUUCGCCGAACAGGACGACUAUCACGUGACGUUCCGCAAGGGGUUCCACAAGGUUACCAACUCGAGGUUUUACAAAAAGGUACGGUAGUUUUUUCCGUACAUUUCGGCGUUACCUCUGUCGCGCCGCCGCCGUGAGAGUUUCAGAGUGGGACUUUAGUCCGGGGUGUGUCCCCGGGCCCGCGAGGUAAAUCGCGGCGAGCGGUUUCCGAAAACUCAUAGCGCACGCGGUCGGCUGCAACACCGUCGGUAUACCCAAUUUUCGUUAAAAAAUAAUCGAGUACAAAACUUUUGUGCGAGCUCACCGUGACGUCUUUUGUCGAAAAAACGCGACUCUCGUUUUCGUUUUAUAAUAUUUUAUGGGUCACAGAACGGAUCGUUUGGACGUUCGUUGUAUGUUUUUUAUUAUAUUAUACUUGCGAUGAUUAUCUUUGCUCCUACAGGGAGAAGGGCUUGAGACGACAAUGUUGAAUACCGGCGAAUUCAAUUUUGAAAAUUAUUUGACGACAUAAUGACGUAACUGUUGUUAAAUAACCUAAUCUGAAUACGCGUAAAUGACUCGAGUCGUUUGCAUAAUAUAUUUAUUUUAAUUUCGAUACGUGUAUUGUAUAACGUACUACAAAAUAAAGGAAACGCACUUGUACAAAACAAAAUUAUGGGAAAAAAAAAAACGUCGACAAUUUACUUACGCGCUUUCUUUGCAAGAAGUAGCGUGCGAAUAAAACAAUCGUCUUUGUAUCAUAUGACAGUAUAAAAGAAAGGGGAAAAAAAGUCGAGUAACGUGUGUAUUUCAUUUUCGAAAACGGACGGGUCGGUAAACGGGGUGUAUUAGUGUGAUUCACGUGUUCGAUGCAGCUGGUCGAAACUUUAUUCGACAUCACUACGCCGGGGACAAUACUUGCGCUAAUAAUAACAAUACCGACAGCCCGUAAAUAUUAAUUCCCGACGUGGCCCGGUAUCUUUGAUACAGGUGCACGGGCUUAAAUAUUUUAACCCCGGACUGAUUUAUUCGAGAAGUACGGUUUUACCUUAUAGGGUACGGGUACAGACAUAUAAUAUGCAUUUAGAGUAAAACGAAUCGUUUCUAUAACGUGUACAAUACGUAUGUAUUACUAAAUAUAAUAUUUAUACACUUCAACUUUACUUAAUUAAGGCCGCGGGUCGGUAAUUAAUCAGUGUUCCGGGUCGAGGAAAAUACAAAUUAUUAUAAAUACUCGCUAUAGAAAAUCGCUAAAAUAAAAUUCGACGAAUCUUGAAAAAGCGUUUAGAUUUUUGUCUCGAAUAGAUAUUAUGAUAAUAUGUAACCGGGAUAGAGUCCGAUUUCUAAUCGCAUCACGGUGUCUAUUGACUGCCCGGACGCUUUUCCGAGAUGUCCGGGGCCGGCAGUCUGAAUGACCGAUAGCACAACGGUAUUGUAAUAAAUCGGGAUUGUCAUUUCUUGUUUUUGUUAAAAUUAAUUGAAUCUUUGUUUUGCUAACUGUUUAAAAAAUUUGAUUGUAUCAGGGAUUUGUUACAAGGGAGAAAAAACAAUUUUUGUUCCGCAUUAAGAUUUCGUAACGGCAUUAAAUCUUGAUUGUUGUUCGUUUUCAAUUCCAAAUAUCGGUAUUGUACAUUUUUCGAUUUCGGUUUAUUAAUAUACUGUGUUUAUAGUUUUUUUUUUUUUUUCAGUUUUAUACAGGUAUUAACCGUUAUUCAAUACCGGUUUUAAGAUCCGCGUACACGGGUUUUUAUCAAAAUAAAUUGUUGAUAAAGAAAUAAAUGACAAGCCCAUAAUUUCAAAUUCGGAUAUUUAUAGUUAUAAAAUAAUAAUAUAAUGAUACAUUCAUAUAGAUUCCAUGCGAUUUUAAAAAUAAUUUCUUCUUUUGACAACAGAACACAAUCCAAGUAUAAACGUGAAAAAAUAUACGGACAUAUUUCGCACGAUGGGUGGGCUACUGUUGUAGGUGAGAAGUAGGGAGAGCAGGAUAUAGGGAAAAAUUUAACGUAAACCUGUACGCAAAGAGUUUUCUUUUCUAACGAGCACCAAUUGGAAGCGGAGUUUGAUCAUACAUGUUUUAAAAGGCAGUAAUAUUUACGAUUUGAAUAUAAAACAUUUCGUACGUUUUCCCUGCGUUUUUUCCCAUUUAUAAUGAAAGCCCCAGGGAAAAUCAAAAAAUGUACUUCAUAAAGUACCGCCCAAGUCCAAUUUCCUUUAAGAAAAAGUGAUUUCUGGUAGAAAAGUCGUUCACAGGAAAAAAACAAACAUCAUUAUAAAAUCCAAUACAUUCCUCGAUCCACUCAGAAUCUAAAACCAGUACGUUUUUUAGGCCGUGGCACGUUGUUGUAGGUGAGUAGGUAUUUGAAUUAGUACGCUACUUUAAGAUGAUUCAUACAAUAAAUUUUGAAAACAACGAAAAACGAUCCCAUGUAAAGUAAAGGCGUAAGUAAUUUUUUUGAUAACACCACAAGAAGAACCUACGGGGUGAACUGAUUUCGAUAAACUAAAUUACCGCCGGCCGAAAAUUUCACAAUAAUUUUCCCCGAAGAUUGCGUGAAAAAUUCGGUACAUUUUUACUAACCAAAACGAAAAAAAAAAACCAACAUUUUUUUUAAACCUACCUAUAUUACUAAUAGUUUCUUCGUUCAACUAGUUAUCUAAAGAAAUAGGAUUUAAUAACCAAAAUACACGUGUUGCUAUUCUUUUGGGUAUUUUAAAAACCAAUUUUUGCUUUAGUAUUUAUUUCGCGUGGUCAAUUAUUGUGUUAAACAUCAAUUUGCUCGCAAGCACACAUCAUAAUAAUGUAUUAUAGAACGUGACCGAAAUCGGUAAAAUCCCGAUGAAAAAUCUGUCGGACGACAGUAAAUUACAUUACACCGUUUCUAAAAAUUAUCGCCUUAAACGGGAACCGUACGUAUACAUCUACGCGUAUAUGUUUUCAUAUCAAAACAGAUAAUAUUUAUGAUAUCGUUAAAACUUUUAACAAACUAUUAUUACGCUACAUAAUGCAGACCCAACAGAUUUUUUGUCACGCGGAAAUUAACUGGAAUAUUAUUCAUGACGAACACCGUAAUAUAUUAAUGUAUUCAUGUACGUAAUUUUUUUUCUGUUAAAACUAAAGUGUUCAAUAUCCGAAGAAUUAUGCCCGCUAGACGCGAAGUAAUUUUUUUUUAAAUAUUCUAUUAAAAAUCCCGGCGGCGCGGUGCAAAGUUUUAGCGGCCAUAAUUUUUAGUUGUAAACAUAAUAAUAUUAUAAUAAUAAAGAGUAAUUUUCGAGGUUUGGUUUUUUAAAUAGCUUUUAUAUAGUACAUAAAAUAAAAUGAGUAAGAAAGUCUGGAACAAAAAUAAUUAAGAACAUCUAUAAUAUGAAAAACUUUCUUGUUUGCCCCUUAAUUAGAGUGGAGAAAAAACGACCGCUAUUAUUUUGUAAAAUUGUAUUUAUAUACUAUUAUAAUCACGGGGGCGAUAAAAUCUCGAAGACAUUUUCGAAAUUAUACUGCCUACCUACUCAUAUUUUACAAAUUAACUCUUGUAAACUUAACUCCUUACACGAUUUUAUGUUUUGACCACGUUAUUAUAGUUAUUAUAAUAUUGUUAUACACGAGCGCACAACUGUUAAAUUAUUGUAUACUAUUUGCAUUGAAUUUAAAAUAAAUGUUAUAUAAAGCGUAGGUUAUAACCAUAAUUAUGACCCAUACAAAUAAUUAUCCAUUAUAAUCUCACAAGUUGUACUAAAAAUGUAUUGCAAUAAUUAAAAAGUUUUUAAAAAUACAUUAAUAGUUGUAUAACUUUAAUUUACAUACAUAAUGAACGUCAUAUUUAACAUGUAUACUGUAAUUUAUUGUAUUUUUAGUGGGAUAGAAGACAAUACUGUCGUGGCGUAACGAAGAAUCGAAUUAUUUUUUCUAAGAUAUGCGAGUGAUUUUUUUUUUUCAAAAAUCAAUGUUUAGGUUUGUAAAAGUACAUAUAUUUUACCUUAACAAUGGAAUUUUUUGCUUGACGGUACAUUAUUUAGACUAUUUUUUCAUUUAAAAGUUGUUUUUUUUUUUAACAUUUUUUUGGUUAGAAUUUAUCCGAUCGUUUAUUUUGUUCACGAAAUACCCAGAAUGAUACAAAAUUUUAAUCCGGUUAAACUUUUUUUCAACAAUUUACUGAUAUUUACAGCAGUUCACUCUCUAGGUCUUUUUUUUUUUUUUUUGUUAUUUGAUUUUUGUGUACAUCUGCAGUUAUAUUGAAAAUAAUGAAUAAAUUCGAUCCAUACUCCAGUUGGAGGUAUUUUAGCAUGCAACGAUUUAUCUUCUCUUUGAUAGGAGUACUAAGCCAAUAAUUUGGUUAAAAAUUAAAAUAGCAAAAGCAGCAUAAAGAAAAUACUAAAUAUCACAUUGAUUAUAAUAUUUAAAAAUAUUAUUAUUUCUACGAAUCGAAUAAAAAAAUAAGUACGUACGAGACGAGUACGCAUACAAUUGUGUUUUAUUUUUACAUUUGUACAAAAUAAAUUUAAAUAUUACUAUCACAACGUCAUUAUUUUGUCGUUGUCGGAUUUUCGGUGCAUUAACAUACAAAACAUAGGUUUUUUUUUUUGUGACUAUAAUUUUCUAUAAAAUAAUUCAUGAUCGUCGAUCGUCGUGACAAAUAUAACGGAGGGUAAGGCUCAUCCGGUAAACAGUUAUAUUUUGUUAUGGGCGUGCGAGAAAAAAUUACCCAUACUAUACUCGUAGAAGAAAAAAUAUAAAGUCUAUUGUGUGCAAGUGUAUGUUUGUCUGACGUUGAAUAGAAAUCGCCACACUUCGCUAUACUUUAUUUAUUUUUACAAUUGCGCAGAUAUUUUAUUUUAUUUAUUUUUUUUUUUUUUUGUUAGAAAAGAAAAUCAUUUUUCCCCUUCUUUUUUAUUUAUACAUAAAGCUUUGGUUAGCUUUUAUUAAAAAUUAGUUCUCGAGGGACGGGAGUGGGAACAAAAAAAAAAAAAAAACGUGAAUCGCAAUCUUCUUAAUAGCUCUAAAAUAUCCCAUAAUAUUUAUUAUAAUAUUCCCAAAGGAUUAUUAUUCACAAAGUGAAUAUUUUCUAUAUUAAUAUUUUGUUUUUAUUUCGAUACAAUAUCCGCACAGAAAGUUCACGGACAUAAAAUUAAUAUAUGCAUAUUCUUAAACUAAAUGCCGACCCCUAUAGCAGUAUAGCCAUAGCGACUUUAUUUGAAAAAUAUUCAACGAUGGAGUAUGAUAAUUAAAAAAAAACUAAUUGGAUUCCGUUUUAAAUUCUGUGUAUAAUAUUAUUUAUAAAGUUGGCAAUGUUUGGCGUUUCCGAAUAGUUUCUACUAUCAAUAGAUUCAUUUCGAUGAACUAGCGAAUGUUUCGUUUUAAUAUGUUUUCCAAUGAGCGAAUAGUUUUACGCGGGAGAACAGUUAUCGAAUAGUUCGAAAGCGAUCGACUUCUAUCGAAUAGUUUGUUAGCGACUUGUCGGCUGCGCCCGUAACUAGAUCACACGUGUUUCAAAUUACAACAUAAAAUAUCAAUAUUACAUCAAGUCAGUACCGAAUCAGAGAGAGAGGGUUGAAUUCAAUUUUCCAGAAGAUCAAACCGCAAUGCUAAUUAGUCAAACAAUCUUGCGUAGUAUACAGUCAAAAUUGAAAAACGAAUUUGAAUUGCACGCGUCAUUUGUUAAAACAUUGGGUUGAGAGUCCCCCAGACUAAUUUUGUAUGUUGAACAUAUUUCGGUUUUUUCCCCGUUUGAAUUGAUUCUGGAGCCUGGAAACGGAUAGAUAAAUAUAAACGCUUGUGCAAGACCGAGUAAAUACGAUGACACACUUUGCGCCCAAUGUAAACAUUAUCAUAUUUGCAGAUUUGAAUGCUUAAGAUGUUCGUAUCGUUUUUAGUUUCUAUCCGAAAUAUUCGUUAUAAUCGAUUUAUUCCUACAAACUGUUCAAACACUGAAAAAACGCGUAAACAAGUGAAUACUUUAUUUUUUUUUUUUAAUACUGCGUCUCCUAUAAGUAACGUUACACAAUAUAAUAUAAUAUAUAAUAGGCUCAAAUAAUAUUGGGCCUGUUAUUCGAAUCAAUUAAAAACGUAUCGGUUUGAUUAUUCGAGUUUUCGAUACAGUAUCAGCGUGGACCUGAUUUGUGCCAUAAUAAUCGUUGAUUGUAAGUAAAAAUUAUUAGAAACAUUUUUUGUUUUUUUUUUUUUGUUAACCGAAUUUUGAGUAGGACGUUCGUUAUUAACGUCGAUUUAAAUAUUUUUAAUCAUAUCGUUACACCGUCUUUAUUGUCGAAUGUAUUUUAAAGUAAAUAAAAAAAUAAUAUAUUAUUGCAAAUUGCAAUAUCUCGUUGAAAAUGUUUUAUCUAAAAUUGAAAAAACUUUAAUCAAUAGACCUGGGUAUCAGUGAAUACCGAUAAAUAUUAAUUUUUUUUUACAAUGUUCUACAUUUGCUUAGAAAAUUGCGCACAACAAAAUAUAAUACGUCAUAUUAUGUUAAUGUAAGACAAUAUAAAAUCCUAUUCGUUCAUUAGCCGCCGUAAUGUUAUUUUAAUAGGUUACAAUUAAUAUUCGUUUAAUUUGAAGACUGCAGCUUGACAACCCAAAUAAUAUUAUAAUGAAUUUGAGUUUUGUGCAUUUUGUGGCGCGUACCGUUCACAAAUAGUGUGCAUUUUUGUAAAUUUAACCAUAUUUUUGAUUAUUUCGUCAGAUGUCAAUAUCUGCGUUCAUUUUUUAAAGAGGUAAAUUUAAAUAACAUAUUCUUACGAGCGUACGAGUGAUAACGAGCUAAUUACUAAGCUGUGCUUUUUUUUGCACUUGUUCGAUUAGUAAAAGUACUCGGAUUUUUUCAAACGGUAUCUUCAAAUAUGCGGAUUUUUCACAGCACUUAAUGCGACAUUUUUUUUUUUUUUAUUAUAUUCUCCAAAAAUUAUCUAAAAUUUAAAAAAAAAUUAACUGACAACGAAUAACGACACAUUGUCACGUUAUUUUUGUUGAUUUCCGAGUAGGCUCAUAGGGAAAUAAUAACUGAGACUACAUAUUAACACUUUAACUGCGGUAUACCGAGCUCCGCUCAGAUAUUGUUAACGAUAUUAGCCUACUAAUUCAUCAUAGACUUUACAUUUCCGACUUCUUACAUACAUUACGUACCUAUCCCAUGGUUGCAAAGUAUUAUGUCUAUUGUCUAGCUUUUUUUAUUUUCUUAUCGACAUCGAAACCCAUACCAUAAUGUCGUAACACAAUCUGCACUCGUACUUACAAUACGUUCGAAAAACUUAAUGCACUAUAAUAUAGUUUUCGUGUACAAAUUAAAAAUGUACAUUUGCAUUCUCGCGAUGAUAGAUAUGGGUACGUGCCUACAUAAAAAAUAAUCGUUUUCUUGAAUAACACCUUUUCUAAUGAUUUCCGUACAGUUAGGAUAUUACAUUAUUUGUUUAAAAAUCGCAGACUAAUAUUUUUUAAAUUUAUUUCGAAAAAUACAAGAGAGAUUGUUUGUCUUGAACAAAUAAACAUCAUGUUUUGUACGUUUUUUGUUUUACUAAUAAAUAUAAGUAUAUUUACCUCUGGUUUUAUAUUUUUUACAUUCAAAGCGGUUUUAAUUCCACAUCCGUGUAUUCUACGAGUAUAAUAUUGAAUCUAAUUGGUACCUGAUAGUAAUAUUCUCUUUUUUUAAUUAGAGCACUGUCAAAGAAUAUGAUGUGUACAUUAUUUUGUCAGUGUUUUCGAAUCAAAUAAUAUAUUAAUUCAAAGGUAGAUAGGUAGGUACAUAUUUUUUUUUAAUUGCAUAAAUUACGUUUAUUUUAUUUACUUAGAGCGUUUUUUUUUGUUUAAUCCACUUCGUCUUGUGACCGAAAUGAUAAUUUUUAUUGGUCGUUUGCAUUGCAUUACAAUUCAUUAUACGCGCGAAAUAGAAUUAUUUGUCAAAUGCAUAUAAUAAUAAUAAAUAUUAAUAUUUUAUGUACGGUAUUACGAUUAAGGUAAUGCCUACUGCGAAAUGCCUAAUAUAAUAUGUUCGGCAAUAAUUAUUCAUUAACAAAACGAUUUUAUUUGACAAUACUAAUUAAUGAAAGAAAAAAAAAAAAACAAUUAUUUAUCAAUCGAUUUUUCGCGGGGCCGCGUACGAAUCGGGUAAAUCAUUUGAACGGCCCUUAUUUUUCGGAAAAACGUUCAUUCAUCGGAAUUGAAUCUCGAUAAAGUACGUUGUUUUUUUGCUAAGUAAAAUAAUGAACAAUAAAUAAUGCUAUUAAGAGAUAUAGCAGUUUCCGAACGCGAAUUACGGAAAAUAUCAAACGAGAAAACAAAUAAAAUAUAUCGAAAGAAUACUCUUCAGGAAUCGUUAUUAGUUACCGAAUCUACAAGCUAUGAUAUUAAUGAUAUCGUUACUUAACAAAUCGGUGGCGUAUAAUUAUUAUUAUUUUUUUUUUUUUUUUACAAAUGUAUACCAACAAACUGAGCAAGUCUUCAAACUACAAUUAGCGCCAUCUAGCAACGCAGCGACACCACUAUUGGUUAAAAUUUAACUUUUGUUUUUCUUGGUAUUUCAAACGCUUAGAUCAACUUCAACAUCAAUGUAUAUAAAAAUAUUACUUUAAGACGCAGCGAGAAAUCGUCUUCAAAAUGUAUGUAUACCCGAAAAAUUAUAAAAUCUGACUUGAUCACAAAAAACCCGACCGUCCAUUUUAUUAUAAUUGUAUACAAACAUUGUUAAUAAAAGGUAUAUUUUUCGAUAAAAUAUUACUUAUUUUAUUACAACAACGGCAUUUAAAAUAGUUUUAAUCUAAUGAACAUAAUAUAUUAAUUAAAAAUUUAGUAUAGUAUAAGGGGUUGAAUACUAGAUGUCUCUUGUUGCUCCGGGUUCUGCCACCAAACCGAAUAACAUACGACACGGUAAUCACCGUGAUAAUAGCGCAUAACAUAUCCGUAUCUAUACAGAGUCAUUGAUAAUAAUAUCUUAAUAAUGGAAAUACUAUUCCCGGAAAAUUCGGUUUCGAUUUUUUUCAUAAUAUUUUCGGUAAUUUAUGGUCUACCCGGAAUAUCAUUCCGGAUAAUACGGGUCAUUUCUUUGGAAUAAUUUACUGAUUAUACGGCGUAGCAUUUUGAUUUUUCAAUAAAAUAUAAUAUUGCGCAUCGGUGACGGAAAAAAAUAAUAAAAAAUUACAUAAUAUAUUAUACUUCGGCGCUCGGUAGCAUUAAAAUGUCGAACAGGGUAUUUUUUCCCCCGUCGAAAAUAUAACAGUCACGCGACAUUUUUUUUUUUAUCGGAAUUCAUUUCGAUAGUUAAUUUUCAUACCGCCGCAGCUUAGGUAUAAUGUUUUUGAUGGGUACCGACGUACUAUGGGAAUAAAUAUUAUAUUUAUAUUUUAUAUUGAUUAUAAUAUUCGUAUAACGCGCGUGAUUGAUCUUUUUUUUUAUUUUAUUAUUUUUUUUUUUUGACCUCGCGGCCGGAUACCGAUGCAUUAUAUUCGUUUUACAUAUUAUAACACUACGCCGAUAUUAUAAUAUAGUAUAGUGACGAAAUGCUAUAAUCGAAGUAAAAUAAAAAAAAAAAAAUAAAAAAAUGAUAAGUUAGUAUUUGCCGUACACUCUAUAUUAUGUAUAAAGUAUAUAGCCGGUAGUAGGUACGUAUAAAGUUUAGUUUGUGUAGGCACAAGCGUUAAUAAAAUAAAACGGUCUGGCAAGUUUUAGAACGUUAAAAACUUUUCACCCGGGUUUAAUAUCGCCGUAUAUUAUACAUGCGGCGAAGGACCCUGAGAGGCUUUUAGGUCGUUCCCGGGCCACCGAUUAAUUUGAUGCAUAUUUUAGAAUGGCAGCUUAUACCCCGAAAAGCACUCGGGAUAUAAAUAUAUAAAAAAAAAAAAAAAAAAAAAAAAACCGAAAUGGUAUCCAUACAGAGCUAUAUAGUGGGGGCGGGUUAAAAGCGGCAAUGCAUAAAAUACGAUCAAACAUUAUAAUAUUAUAAUAUGCGACACGUAUAGGUACGUAUAUAGUAAAUAAUAUAGUAAUUUUGCGCCUCGACGUUUCACGUUGACGUUAUUAUUAUUACUUAUUGAUGAAUCGAUUUUCAAUGACGGGACGUGACGACGGGAAAAGACAAAAAAAAAAAAAAAAAAAAAACAAUAAAAAAAUAGGAUACCUAAAAUUAUUUAAUUUAUAUCCGUACGCGACGAUUAACAAUUAUUGCUUACCAAAUACGAUGCUGAGUAAACAUUCAUACGUAUUGUAACGUUCGGUUAUAUUACAUAUUUUAGAAUGCAGUAUUUUUUAAGGUUUUCGUCAAGAAUUGACCUUAAAUGAACAAUUUAACAUACUGUGUAAAAAAAAUUUAAUCGGCUUUUUUUUUUUUUUUUUGACCAUUUAGUACGACUUCAAAUAGACUUUGUGGUCAUUUCUCAGCAUUAAACCACAUUGAAUUAAUUAUUAACGUCCAGUUAUGAUUUAGCGAGACGUUUUAACAGUGGCUCGUAUAGUACACUUAUCAUUGUUACUACCACUGGCCACUAUAAUUGUAGGUAUAAAGUCGAGAUGGCAGGAUAAUAAUCUAAAGCAUAAUUUAGCCUAUACACGUUAUGGAACGGUACAUAGUUGCGAGCAGUAAACGAUUCUGAGCGGAGUACGUUUACAAGGGCACUCACCUAAAAAAAAAUAAACAAUCAUAUUUUACCAGUAAUUAUUAGCUAUGAAAAAAUAAAAUAUUGAAAAGAAGAAAAUGCAUUUCAAGUGUCAGAUCUCCGUCAUACGCUCUAUAGAAAUUUCAAAUUAAUAUAUUUAUAGGUAUUUGAUUAUUGUGUUGUUAAUUUAUAUCGUUUAGCCGUUGAACAGUCGUUUUAGUAUUAUGCGAAUUUCACAUUUCAGUUGGUUUCACGCCGCGGACGAUAUUCAAUCGGCACAUCGCUAAAAAUAUAUAACGUCGUGCGAGGUUUAUAAAUAGAAUUAUUUAAUUAAAAAGGUCGUCGGUUCGUGCUAAACUUCAAUGAAAAUCCGAGUAUUAUAUCAUUUACGCGUAAAGUGUGUGAAUUAAUAAUUUAGUACUCGUAAAAGAAAAUGCAUAAAUAAUAUACAACCGCAGUAUUCUAUACAUCGACUAUACCAUUUACAUAAUGUUUAUAACCUGCCUCUAUCAUCGCAUUAAAUGUAUAUUUUUAUCGAAAAACCGCAUUACGAAAUUUCUCAAUAUUAUAAUUUGUUUACACGAACAAAAAAAAAAAAAAAAAAAACCAUAAUAAUAAUAAAAAAUACGGGCAAAGUUCGCACGAUUGGUGGGCCACUAUUAUAGGUGAAAAGUUUAUAAGGUAGGAUAUAGAGAGAGGGGAACUCAAUGUAUUUUUGUAUGCAACGAUUAAUCAUUGAUAACGAAAAACAGUUCCGAGUGGAGUUCGGUUAUAGGUGUUUUAAAAGGCCGUAAUAUUUACGGUUUUUGUCAACAUUUUCCAUUCCAAAAUUCUCAAAAAAAAAAAAAAAAAAAAAAAAAACCAACACAUUAUACUAAACUCAAUUUUUUCUCGUUGACUGCAGCUUAUAAUAAACCUCCUGUUAAAUUUUCAACCGUUUCUGUUUGGUCUAACAACUUUAUCUACAGAGAUUAAUCAAACGCUGUUUUAAUAUGUCGUUAAACUAUACAGUAAAGCGCACUUUCGUAUUUCGUUGAAAUGUAUUAAAUUAUACGGGUAGUAUACAGUUUACAGAAAAAAUAAUGAGAAAUCGUAGCUAUAUCGUUCUGUACGAUCACGAACAUUAAAAAAAAAAAAAAAAAGUUGAAUUAAAAAUGUAGUUACAUCAACAACAAAACAUUUUCAACCGAACUCGGCUAAGAAUUGUAUUUAACGAGAAAUCGUUUAUCGUUUUACACAAAUAGAAAUUAAAUAAUUCAGUGUAUACCGAUAUUUUCUAGCUUCCCGCCUAUAACAGUGGUAGCACAUUUUUCAGCAGUAUCAGCUCUUUCUUAAAUUUUCGAGGGAAAUUUAAUAUCAAUGUAUGUGUAUAGUUUUUUUUUUUUUUUUUUUCAUAUUUUACCGAACGUAUAUAUGUUUAAAUAUAAUAACAGUCAGUUAUAUAGGCGGGAAUAUGUUUCCAUACGUGUGUGACGACGAUUUGUUACAAACCGUUACAUAUUUAUAAUAAUCAUUUUGAAUAGUGAGCCGGGGAAGGGGGAAAAUUAAUUUUCCGCUUGGAUGUAACAUUAUUAUAUUACUUUAAUAAUAAUAUUAUAAAAACGUCUAGAGAAAUAAGUGACAUGUGCAUCACAGUAGUGAAAUAUAUUAUUAUUUGCACACACGAAUGACGGUUACGCAAACAUAAUAUUUUAUGCGCUUAUAUUGUACAUUUUUUUUUUUAUUAUUAUUAUUAUUAUUAUUAUUAUUAUACGCCUGAACGUCAUCGUUCAAUCUAAUGCGCGAACGUAUUACUAUAUUGCCUUUUUUUUUUUUAAACGCGUAUUAUGUACGAACACGAUUCGCACAUUCCGGUUCUCAAUGGAAUUACGGGGUGUUUUCUUUUUCUUUUUUUUUCUUUUUUUUAAUAUUAUGGUAUAACAUUAAUAUUUACGACAGUGGCGUAUUUAUGGUAUCGCCAAGGAGAGAGAUAUUGAAUUUGGAAACCGUUUAAUAUUGUGCAACGCGAACCCGGGCUAAAUACUCAUAGUGGUUAGGUUAUAAAAGGUUUCAUUUUAAACUAAGAAUUAUGUAUACUCAAGUUUUAAACAUUUCGAAGUUCAAAUAAAACAUAGAAUUUUCAUUAAUUUUCCGAUUAAAAGGUAAAGAAAUUUUAAUUUCAUUAUAAGAUACCAUACAAGUAAUAGAUACUAAAAUAAAUUUAAGUGGGGAAACACAUCUCCAUAAUAUUUUCCUGGAAAUACGUCGCUGUUUUAACGAGAUUUCGUGUAAUGAGAUUAAUUUUGGUUUUUAUCAGGCAUUUAUAUACAAUAAUAUUCUAGGAUUACAACUCUUUGACGAUCAGUAAAAAGCUCCGAAUUGUUCACCAAUUUAUAACGUCUAAAAGCAAUAUUUAAUUUUGGUAUAAAAACUAAAACAGAUUGUUUUUUUUUUUAAAUUAAUGAUUCAUUCUUAGUAAAACUAAUACAUUUUUGAAUUUUGAAAGUAAAAAUAGAUUUCCGGUUAUGUUUAAGACGACGUACGUCAGGACACAAUUCAAAUAUCUAUGAUAAACACAAAUGAAUGCAUUUUUUUUUGAGUAACUCGGAUAUUAAAUCUGAGGAAAUAAUCAAACGAAUCGGCAAUUUACAGAACUCAAAUUGAAUUCACCAUUACCUAUACGAGUGGUUGCCGGGUCAAUAAUGGGUUUUCAGCGCAACGUAAUCAUUUUCAACCCAUUUAAGAUAACGAUGGUCGGAGAAUUUGAUCGAGAGCCAUUGACGGGACGGUCCUGGCGUCUGUUUACCCGUAGAAGGAGAAUGAAAAACUAAUGCAUUUCCAAAUUAUCACCUAUAACAACCGACUUAUGGACCUACCCGCAGUUCGAAAUACAUGCAUUUCUGGCUUUCGAUUAGUAUUGUUUACUCGUAUAAUGUUGACUCGCUUUUCUGGAAUUUCCGACCGCGUUAUUUUAAUCGUAUAAUGGGUACACGGCAUGAUCAAUAUUUUACGUAAAACAACGAAUAUUAGGUAACGAAUUCGUAUAAAUAAUUAAUAAAUAAUAAUAAUAAUAAUAUUAUUAUCACGAAUGGUAUAACACGGUGAACAUUUUUAUUUUUUUUUUUUUUUUUUUAAUUAUUGCUCUUGCACAAUAUUUCAUGUACACCGCGUGUCACUGGGCGUUGCGUGCCAUUAUUGUAUAAUAAUAUUGAAUGCGUUUUUAUUAUGCGAUUUCGCGCUCGUAUUGUGUUAUAAUAUAUUCUAAUAUUAUUCACUGGUGGAAACCUUUUCAGUUCCAUAAUCGAAUGGUUUCGUUCAUUUUGAAAAAAAAAAAAAAAAAAAGAAAAUCACAAAUUCGAUAUGCCUUAUAAACACAAAUAAUAAACUACGUUUUUGUAUAGCGAUAUUAUAUACCAUGUAACAAACCCUGGUUUUUAUUCCUUAUAACCAUUCAAAUAAUAUUUUAUCGAACCUGAACCAAUUUUUAAAUUCAAAGUAUAAAUAUAAAACGGUUGGAUUAUUCACAAUAGCCGAAAUCCGUGAUUUGAUGGCACAAUUACUAUUGGCGUGUACGAUUUGCAAAACAAUAAGUACCCUGCAGUAGAUUUUUGUAAAAUAAACCCAAAUUAAUACGUUAAUGUUACUCUUCGACAAAGUGGGCGUGGUUUUUGAUUUUCAAAACUGGUCAGAACCAGUUGUUUUUAAAACUAAAAUUUUACGUGGUGUACUAAUAUAAUGGACCAGUCAACGAUAAGGCAUUUUAAACACAUUUGCAAGAUCUAAUGCGAAAUACCGUUAAUUUAACUAUAAAGUUGACUAUAUGAAUAUUUUUAAUUUGUAUAAGUAAUUAAAAGACUGAUCAGAUAAUAGUGGUAAAUGUAUAUAAUUUUGAGUAGAGUAGAUUAUAUUUAUCAUUAGCGAACUUGGCUUACAAUAAUUUGUCACGUGCAUACAACAAUAAACACAUGGUUGUAAAUCGAAUAUGGUCUUCGUUUCGUUCAAAAUCAAAAAUGUCGUGCGAUUUAUGUAUAUAUAAGAGUAGGGGUGAGCUUCAACUGGUUAUUUUAAGUUAAAAGUUUCGGUAUGAGGAUUGUUGCCCCGAGAAUUGUAACCCUAGUUGCGUUUAUGUCAGUCGGUAAAACCACAGAGAUAUCGAAAUUGAAAAACUUUUUCAAAUGUAUGUCCUUGAACCACUACACUAUCGGCGUUAUUAUUAUUUGACAAAACCUUCGUUUAAUUUUUAUAUACAGUCAACCUUAUGGAUUUUACUUCGUAGAUGAGAGUCCAAGUAUUUUGGAUUAUACCUUCUUUAUUGGUGCUGAUUGAAUUUAGGCCAUCAGCAAGCAAACAUAUCGAACGAUAUCAUACUUGAUCAAAAACACUGUGAAUUAUCUGUGGCCGAGUAUAAUAAAUAAACGAACUUGGAUGCUGGCGAAAGAAGAAAAACAAAGGGAUCCUGAAGAUGAAAGCGGUAAUAAAAUAUUUUUUUUAAAUUAUAGAGAAUCCGAUAGUUCUAACAUGUGGCACGAGAAGACGCACUCUACAUUCACAUUCAAUUAAAUUUGAAAUAUGUUAAAAUUGUAUCCAAUGAAAAAAAAAACAAAAAUUUGUUCGAUAAAAUAUAUUAAAUUUAAAAAAUUAUUUUGCUGGAAAUUAUAAAAAAUAUGUCAUAUUCAUUAAUUUUUUUUUUUUUGAAAUACUGUCGUUUAGCGUUCAGGUAAUAGUAUACAAAAUAUUAGAUAAACAAAAUAUUUUAUACAUUAAAUUAUAUUUACUUUUCUAUCAUUUACAUUUACGUUCCGACAUUGAAGUAAUGAAUUCACAUCUAUUUUUCCUUAAAAAAUAAAUGCAGUAGCAUCCAUGAAUUUAUUUCUUCCAAACACAGUAAAUCAGAUGUAACCGAGAUUUUAUCGACCAUAAUUUUACUUUUUACUACGUUCUACCGCGUGAAUGUUUUAUUAAUGUCAAUUCAUCACUACUUAUGCGUACAAUAAUAUUGAUUCUGUAUCGUAUGAAUAAUAUAUGUACAUAUAUAAUUGUUAUAUAAGUACAGUGACAAUAUCCCAACUGACAAAAUAAGAAUUUUCUUUAAAAAAAUAAAAUUUUGGAAAUCGUGUAUUGAGAGAACGAAGUAACAGAAGUUUUUGAAACACUGCACGAUUUUACCUCUAAAAUUGAUUUAAACUUAUCAGAAAAAAUAUUUUCAUGAAUUAAAUAUUCAAAAUUUGAAUGGACACAAGACAGCUUUUGAAAAAAGCUUCUUUAUACGCGGAAAAAAAGACCAAUUGAUUGCGUUCCCUUUCGAUGAAAACCAUUUUCAAUCUUGAGCUUAUCAGUCCUAGGGAAAGAGAAAUCGAUUGAACUUAAUACGGAUUCUUUACUCGAAGCAGCACUUGAUAAGGAAUCCCUCAUGACUUUCUGGGCUGACGUGAAAAAAUUAUAUCCUGAGGCUUUCAUAAAAAACAAUCAAUGUAAUAUCACCUUUCAUGAGCUCUAUAUUGGUGGAGAUGACUUUUUCGUUUGUUAUACAUGUUCAUUAAAAAUAAGUAUCGUAAAAGACUCUCUGUAAGUUCAAACUCACGGAUACACUUAUCAUCCCGGAUAUGGACAAUAGCAUAUAUAGAAAUUAAUUUGAGGCGGAUCAUAAAAAAAGCUUUUGGGUUUUAGUUAAUACAUAAAUUAAAUUAAUUCAUAAAUACGCACGUGUGCCGUACCAACCAUAAAUUUCAGGGGGAGAGUGGUUGAACCACCGAAACCCUCCCGUAUAUACGCCAAUGGAUUAGGAUUCUGAUUUCAAAAACUUAAGUGUCAUCAAACAUAUUCAAAAAUUGUAUUAUAAUUAAACCGUUGCUGUUUUUAUUUUUCAUUUGCAUUGCACGGCGUAUAAUGAUUAAAAUAAAUAAAUAUUUUCAAUUUUUCCAACAUUACACUUUUUUCAUUCAACUAUUGACUGUUUCGUGUGAAAAUUAUAAUGAAUUGACACUAGUACAGGGAUACGCGAAGUAGUGGUGUAAGAUCAAAGGGUACGUGAAAGAAGAAAUGGUUGAGAACCGUCGAUGUAUACUUAUAUUGUGCCCUUAGCCAACUCACGUGGCUGCAGUCCGCUUGAUAAAGUUGCCAUGUAUGUAUUAUGUAUAUCAUGUUGUGAAUUCAGCACGUCAUUACAAUUGCAUUUAAUCGUACGACGUCGGUGUUCUUUGGCGCCAAAAAUAUUUAAGUAGUUUACACUGUGCGCGCGUAUUGGUUUGACUGUGCGCUCUUAAUUAUAAUCAAACACUUCGCGUACGACUGAUAAAAUUUAAACAAAUAUUACAAAACGUACGUCUGUUGACGCCGUUACCGAUAGUAUUUCGGGCGAACAAUGGAAUAUUAUAAUAUUAUUUGCUUAUCAGUUGACCGAAAACGUUCGUAAACAAUCGCCAUUGUUUUAUGUAUAUUCGUGUUUCGACGCAAUUUUCUAUUAAGCUUAUACCUAAAUAUGAUUAUUAUUAUUAUUAUUAUUUGAAUCUAAUGGCUGUGAAACAUGACGAAUGCUAGCAAUUUAUUUCGUGAAUAGUUCCGUAUUUUAAAUCCGCAUUUUGUCGUAGAAUCGUUUAUUUUUAAUUGCCUGUGUCAUCAAUUAUUAAACGUUCGAUUGUCUCCAUACUCGUUUAUUCUCGGACAUGUUCGUCUCCGCUGGGCGACUACGGCACGAAAGUCGAAUUCGAUAACAAAACCCUGCAAUAUUCAUGUCGAGUAAAUUGUACUGGAGUUUUUAAAAAUAUAAUGCUAAUUUGAUUGAAUUUAGUGCACAAUUGCAAUCGCUUGUAUUAUCGCGAAAAUACAAUAUCACAAUAUAACAAUGGUAAAAUGUAUACUCGAUUAAGAUAUCGAGAAAUUAUAGAAUCAUCAAUUUAAAGCUAAAAAUAAUAACGAAAAAUUAUAAUAAUAAACGUAACUCCUAGCUUUGGCCUAAUCUAUAUUCGGGUUACAUAAAUAAAAAAAUAAAAAAAACUUUCUGAACACAUUUAAAAUGUGAAAAGAAAUACAAUAAAAUAAUAUGAUACGAAAAUUUGAAAAUGGGUGGACGAAAUUAGUAUUUGCUUUUAUUAUUAUAUAUUAUUGUGUUGUACUUUUUGGCUUUGAAUUAACAAUUCUAAUUGCAAUUUUUACAAAAAAUUUUUUUUUAAUGCUGUGAAAUUUAAACGAACAUUUUUAAAUCAUGCCUAUAACAUGGAUACUUUGUUUACCGAAUAGCGAACCGGGUAUAGGGCAAUUUUUAAGCAUGAUCGUCCCAUGAGUCAUGUUUACCGUAGGGAUAAAUAAUGCAUAAUGCAUGCAUUCAAAUUCCGGUUUUCGAAGAGUAGUUAAAGGCGAUAGUUUCUUAUACUUAGGUUUGUCGCAUUUAUGGAGGAUCCUGUGGCGAUGCCAACUUUGAUUUUUCAAACGAGAACCUACGUGUAUUAAUGCGAGUUAUCAAUCAAAUGAUUUUUUUUUUUGAAAAAUGUGAUGUAUUGUAACUUUCGAUUUUUCGAUAGUUACACUAUUCAAAGCAGAAAAUUGCCUGAAAAUGAAAUUUAAAAAAUAAAAAAACAGAAUAUUCCAUAAAUCUCAAUAUGAACGUAUGCAUAAUUUAACCACACAAAUGUAGUGAGGGAGCGUGCUAACUUUGUAUACCCUACACGCUGCCUAAUUGCCCUUUUUUUUUUUCUACCAAACGUAUCGCUGUAUUAUACAAUCGGAACCAUAAUUCUGCACAGGCGUGGCAUCACCGGACGAUAAUGUGAAAUUAAAAAUAUAAAAAUGGACAAAUUGGUUUUUUUUUUUUUUAAUUGAAGUAUUUUAAUUAAUUACAGAAGUACCGCAGUGAUCAAUAUAAUACACACCUAUCAUUGUACAAAAAUUUCCACGAACUCUAUUAUUAUUUCAUUUUGGAGUAACGAUCGUAUUGAUCGCACAUUGUAUACACAGUGUACGGAAUCAGCGAAAUUGCAUGUCGAACUUUUAUUACGUAAAUAAUACCUAUUAGCUACUGCAGCCCCGGAGGAUAGUAUUGUUAUGCUGCAGGCCGUAAAAUGUGUUUUGUCGGAUUAAUCAAAAAUCUAAGCACUGAGUCAAUAUAGCAGUUAAUAAUAAUAAUGAGGACUGAUAAUUUUACGCGCCACAAUACCUUUAAUGCAUUAAAUUCCCGAAAAAUCCAUUGCAAUUAAAAAUGAAACACCCGUAGCGGAAAAAUUUCCGGAAAAACAAUUUUUGGACAUUCUUUCCACGACAAUUUUACCUUGGGAUAUUUUUUCUCUGAACAUUUUUUCAGGGUGUUUUGGUAGAGCACCGUGAACAGCAUAUGUAUGGCAUUAGUGCCAAGGACCUUCCUUGUGGUCGUUUUAACAUUACAACCACCACAAUUUUAAUUCCGAAUUUCGCCACUUGUCUGGAAGUAGUGUUACUAUAUAUAGUUGCUUUAGUAUAGCAUAAGCACAAAAUUUCACGGGUAUUUGAUUAUGUAUCUUUUCACCAUAAUUUUUUCUAAAAUAUAAAGUACGGGUUGGGGGUUGGAAGAAUUCGGAUAUUAUUAUUUUUUUGAAAUUGAAAUUUCUUUUCAUUCGAAUUUCAAUGCUUUCUGGUAAUUGUUUUAUAGUGAAUUCAAUCGCCCAAUCGUAAAUUAUAUCACGAUAGUUUUAGUAAAAACGUUCUGAAAUUCAAAAACAACUGAUCGAGUACCAUGGUCAAUCUGACGGGGGGGGCGUCGACGAAUCCGUAUACACGUAUAUUGGUUUGUUUUCGGACGGUAAUAAUAUUAUUAUCACUCUGCAGGGCGUGUUUACGGAUCGGCAAGUCACCUUGGCAAUGACUAUAUAUAACUUUGCGAAAUCGAUUUCUCCGCGGUGAAUUUAAAUACAUAUAUAUAUAUUAAUAUGCAUAAAUAAGUAUAAAAUAAAUAAUUACUAAAUAAUCGAAUGGAUUUGAAACGAAAUGUGUUUUAUAUGCAUUUUUUGUAGUAGACAAUCAGACGUUAUAAUAAAUUACCCGUAAAUCUAUAAUGGCAACAAAUGAAAAACAAAAAUAUAAAUUGUGUUAAGAACAAUAUUGUAUUAUUAUACAUCCAUCUCGUUUUUCUUCUAAAAAAGUCUCCUCCUUCAUGAAUUUCUAUAUUUCAAUGCGAUAUUUGCGUUGGCACCUUCGGCAUUCAUUUUUCUAUAUUCACCUUUCCUCAAAAUAAUUACAUGGACGAGUAAUAAAAAAACCUUUUUUUCGGAUUUAUGUGUAUGAUUGCACAGUACAUCAUAGAAAUUUUGAUUAACUUUCUCGUAUUUGUUGAGCUGUAAUGAUGGUUGUGAUCGAAAAUUCUAAAACAUUUUAGAUUUUAAACGAAAAAAAGAACGUAUUGGUUUUAAAAUAAUGUUUUUUUUUUUUUUUCAUAUCAACUUUUCUACCAGAAAUUUUUCUCCAAUUUUCGAAGGUUGACCCUUUUCCGAGCGUAAAUUUUAACGGAGUGUUACUUUAUGAAGCUAAUUUUUUGAUUUUUUUUUUUUUUUUUUUUUUUUUUUUUUUGUGGAUUAUAAUGAUAAAUGAGAAAAAUGGAAAAUUUUCCCUGUUUAAUAUUUCCAAAUCGUAAAUAUUACAGCCUUUCAAAAUAUGUAUAACCGAACUCCGCUUAGAAUCGCUUUUGGUUAUCAGUCGUUGCGAACAGAUAUAAAUAUAUAUAUAUAUAUAUAUAUAUAUAUAUAUAUUAAAUGUCUCUUUUCCAUCUUCCUUCUCGACUUCUCACCUACAACAGUGGCUCACCAAUCGUGCGAUGUAUAUCUGUUUUUUGAUAUUUAUUUUCAGAAAUAUUACGGUUAACUCUUAUUCUCCUGAGUAUAUUUUUAUCAUUUUGACUAAACACACUUGUCGCGCAAAAAAUAUACGUUAGGAAAUUUUCAUUUACAUAAAUGGAUAUAGAGUUCGAGAUAAAUGUAUGGGAAUUUUAUAUCAUGAUCUCUAGACGAAUCAUUUUAAGUGAAGCGGGGCGCCGCCGAUCUCCUGGAUGCGGCUCGACUCGAAAUCUCCUUCCACUCUCCCCCCCCCUCCUUCCGGUCAGAUGAAUUUGUGAAAAAUUCUAGACGCGUGUCUGUGAUGUGCAGUUUCGAAUGACCGCGUAUGUAGAGCUGUACCCCUGUAUAACCGUCAGGCACACAAUAUUAUAUCGUAAAAUCGCGUUCCAUCCGCGAAAACGAACAAAGUGUUUGUGUCUAGAGGGAGAAAAAAAAAAACUCGGUUGAACCACCCGAAACUUCCGGUAUGUGAAAACGCCGUGGAUCGGUUUUCGGUAUUUUUUUUUUUUAAAAGCUUUUUCGGUAUACCGCGAGAGGAACUCCCUGGGGUUUCGCCGAACACGCCGUCGCCCCCCCCCCUUCACCCCCAGCCGCCAACAACAAUUUGGAAACUCGCGUUUAUACACCGCACGCGUAUAUAGUUAUAACAUACAUAUGUAUAUAUAUAUAUAUAUAUGUAUAUACACACAUAUAUAUAAAUAAUAUUAUAAAUGUAUACAAUAUUAUCGUAUACGCGUUUAUAUGCAAAAUGACACCGGUGGCCCGCGUUCGGAAACAUUGAUUUUAUCGGUUGAGAAAUUGCUACCGCCGCCACCGCUGCCGCCCACACACACACGCAUAAACGCGCGCGCACACGGACGCGCACACACGCAGAAACACGCGCACACACACACACACACACACACACACACACACCUUCGGGUCCUACCCGCCCGACAGUGUGUAUGCCUCCGCCUCCGCAGCCGCCGCCGCCGCUACCGCCACCGCCGUCUGACGAGUACGCGCCAUUCUGGGUCAUAUCGUAUUGAUAUUUCGCCACGUUUGCCGUCGUCGCCGCCGCCGCGCCGCCUACGCCGCCGCCGCCGGUCGCGCUAAUUAACAUUAACCCGGACGUCGCCACUGACUCUCCGGUACGGCAGCGGCCCGGGGGAGGGGGGGGUGGUGGUCCAUCCCCCUCGCCGAUCGUCGCGUGGUAUACGCGCGCGUACGAUUUUUUUUUUUCUCGAAAAUUCCCCAUCAUUCGCUUGUGGUGGGUAGGUGGGGGGCGGGGGGCGGGCGAGGAGGCCGCACGNAGUUAACACGCAUUGUUAUUACAUUGUUAUGCAAAUCAUAACAAUAUUUUAAUAUAUUAUACGUAUUUAUAGUGCAUAUUUUUGUUUUCACGUUUUUGUCAUUUUUUUUUUUUUUACCCGUGAAAUCGAUCGUCAAGUGCAAUAAUAAAAUGCAUAUUAUAAUAAUGAUAAUCUAACGAAGAACAUACACUUUUUUUUUUUUUUUUUUAAUGUCGUUUAAUAUUUUUUGAUACGAGAAUACUUUCGGCGAAGAUUACGCAUGCCAAUGGUAAUGAACACGGUGAUGAAGAACACCGUUUUUUUCCAUAACGAGUUAUGGAAAAAUAAUCACAUUGAUAGUGCGUUGUAAUAUAUUAUUAUAACGUAUAAAAUACGACAGCGAAUAAAAUGACGUUUCACUUUUGAAGUAAAUAAUACUCAGUUAUACACGAAUUGAACCACGUAUUUGUAAUGCAUUUUCCCGGAACGGCCAAACUAAAGUAAACGCUCUUUGCAACCCGUUAAACACUCGCGCUGCGAUUUUCCCAUUUCCCUCCUCCCCCUUCCGCGAAAAUCACUCCGGAAAAUUAUAAUUUUCAUUUUCACCGCCGGAAUUCCAGUGUCUUUCAUUUUGAACGAAAAAAAAUAUGGGUAUUACUUUUCUUCUUCUUCUUUUUUUUUUUUUUUUGUUCACCGUGUUAUUGUUAAACGUAUAUUUCUUUUUGUUUGUUUUUUUUUUUUCUUGUAUGUAGUAUUGUUUGAUACUUUGAAACGAAAACGGAAUGUUUUAUACUCCCUGAAAAAUUCGAGGAGUACAAAAUAUAUCGAAAGCUAUUUUUCUUUUUUCUCCCCGGUCGUCAUUCACGCAGUCUUAAACGUAACAAAUUGAUAUUAAUAAAAAACAAAAAAAAAUAUAAAAUAAAAUAACAAAACUUUUCUAAGAUAUAUUAUCUAAACAGUCAAUAUGUUUUCUUUUCGGGUUUUUUUACCCAUUUUUGUAAGUGUGUAUAGGUAUACUCCGUAGGCUUUAAUAUAACUUUUUUUUUUUUUUUUUUUUUGGCUUACUAUUUUCAAUAAACUUUGUUCGUGGUUACAUUAUAUUGAUUUUCUCAAAAAAAAAAAAUACAUAUACAUGUAUACACACAUAUAUGACACUUUAUAUACAGAUAGAAAUGUUUGCAAUAAGUUUUUUAUAUUUCCUGUAUUGUAUUUUAGUAUUAUGCGUCGUAUAACCAUAUUGUAUUUGAGUUCACUGUAUAUGCAAUAUGCAUCCGAAUAGAAAUUAUCAUGUGGAUUUCAUAAAAUUCGUUGGUCCCCGGGAAGUGGGGCUCGAGUCAAUUUCCGGAUUAAUUUUUCUUAUGCCGGCGUCCGUUCCCUUUAUUUCAACAUGGAUACGUUUUCGGGCUGGGAGUCGGUCGAAAAUUCGCAAUGCGCGUUUGCUGUGAUGCGAAAAACGCGAAACGGUGCCCGAAUAGUGACAAAACCGCAACGUGUAAUAAAACACAAAACGCGCCUAUUCGUGAUUCUAGGCGUUUGAGCGCGGCGCAGGAAAACGUGCGAAAGGCAUCUAGCACAUAAUUUAUGAUAUAAUACGAAAUGCCGUUUAGCGUAACAAUAUAUUAAUAUUGUCGCGAAAAUAAUUUAUGACAACAAUUUAUUAACAAUUAUACGCGGACUCGUUUUUAAAUGGUAUCAAACGAGCUUAGCGUGCUAUAAUAAAAUUACAGUGUAUUCGUGUAAAAGCGAGUGUAUUUCAAACAUUUUAAUUUAGUUUUCGUUUAUCGAACGCCGCACACGGUUUUAUCGACUUCGACCCUUCUUCUCUAGAACCAUUGGAGCAUAAUGUGAUUACAAUUUUAAACGAGUCACCAUACGAGAAUCGGUUCACAUCUGUCUACACCGAAAUAUAUUUAUUGCGAAAAAUUGAAAAAUGGUUUUUAAAUAUUAUACGAACAUAAUAAUGUUAGUGCUGUGUGUACGUAUUGUGUACCUGGUUUUUUUUUGUUUUUUUAUCUCAAAACCAGGAUAAUAUGGGAUAUUCUUGGAAGUUGAAUAAUUUUUCUAUAUAUUUAAGGCUGUAAUUAUUUACGGCUGUAUAUUUAAGGGUUUUCGGAUGUGAGAAACCCGUCGAGUCUGGAUUUCGUUUUGGGAGAGGACUCGUUGAUUCCGAGGUUACACGGGAACACACUUGAAUUACGUGUUUAUCAUGUACGGAAAUAUUAUUAUUUCAAUUAUUGUUGAUCUCUGUGUUUUCCGUUGGUUACACAAAUGAAAAAAGUACCAUUUAAUAUUUUAAUUAUUUUUUGUUUGUUUUAUAUUUCGUAUUAUAUUACUGUUGACAUGCAAUCCAGCCACCUAUGAGAUUUGACGAAAUGGUAUUAUUUUAUGUUUUGAUUUCUACGAGUAUACUAGAAAUAAAUUUAACCUUACCAAUUAAAACUCGAAUAUGAAAAUAAACCAUUUGUUUCAACAAAAAUAUGUUUUAGGCUAAUGUUCCUCUAUUACAGUCAUUUUCAAUUUUGAAUUAUUUUAAUAUAGAAACAUAAUAUUAAAAUUGAAAAUUUUAACUUAAAAAGCCGAUGAAAAUAAAUUUUAAUAUAACUGUUAUUUAUAAACCGAAAAAAAAUGCCUAUAACAUGCCCCUCGAUUUUCCACGUUUAUUAAGAAAACUACAAGAAACUCUUCUAUAAUCCAUACUAAAAAAAAUUUGCUACCAUUAUUUGACUACCCUUGAUGUUAACGAUUGGAGCAAGAUUUCUGGUUGAAAAUUAGUUCCCCGAAAAUUUUUUUAUACUUUCCUGACUUCAAUUUGAGUGUGAGCCCAUAUAACUUCCUAAAAAUUUUCCUGUCGGAAGUUAUAAAUUUUAGUUGAUUGGAUCAAGUUAUUGUCCGAAUCUCACAGGCUGGAUAUAUAACGGAUAUAAACAAUGAAAGUAUAAAAUAACUCGUCAUAUAAUAAAACCAAUAAAUUCGCUCACCCACUUCGCUCAAGAUUUAUAUUAUAAUAAUUCUUUUUUGCGGUUCGCAGUUUUAACGUCUCGUUCUCUCUCGAUAAUACUACAAGGUAUAACAUAUCGCAAUCGAUUUUUAUGCCGUAUUUCAAAAUAAUGAUGUAGUAAUAAUUUAAACGAAACGUGAAUAUAUUAUACCUAUUCUAAACUAAACGAUAUGCCGUUCAAUAUUUAUUUUUUCGCGCAAAUUGUCUUUUCAAAUCGAAUUCCGUUCGAAUACGCGAUUCGACGGGACAACUGGGAGUAGGUACCUAUAUAAAACUUUACGACUACGACCGUUGCUCACGAAUUCUUUAUAUUGUUCGAAAAUACAUUUGAGAAACUCUAUACGACAGUAAAGUCUUGUGCCAAAACAAGAUAUAUGUAUAUACCUAUAUCUUAUAUAAUCACAGUUUUUUUUUCGCACACCUCCUCGAUUUUUUUUUCACUUCACCUUUAUUAUCUUGCUUAUAUUUCUCCAAUUAUUAUCUGUAGAAAUUUCAUCAUAACCCUUGAUAAUAGCAGUGUAAGAGAACUACUACAUUAUAAAUCGAAUGUGGAGAGGAAGUGUGCACAUACUUAAAGAAAAUAUGAUGCAUUGCGAUGUAAGCUAAUUAUUUUGCCAUGAUAUUGCAAAUACACCUUAUGUGUCUUAAACAUUUUUCUCCAACAUUGACGUUUAAUUACUCCAAAAAUUCAAUUGUCAAGAAAACGAGUUUAUGUUUUGAUGUUUUUCACAUUAUAAUCGUUAUUUUAUUUUAGUGUAGUGAAGAAUGUAUUAGUUUUACAAAGAUAUUUAUUAUUUUUUUUUUUUUUAUGUAAACACUUUUUCUACCAGAAAGCUUACUCCGAUUAUCAACUAUAGCAAUUUGUCUAAAAGGAAAUAUUCUCAGGGUGGUACUUUAGUGAGGUCAAUUUUUGAAAUUCUUAUUAAUAUUCGAGAUAAUGAAGAAAACCUUGUUCUUUAGGUUAAAAAGACUAAAAGAUUAAAAAUAAGGUUGUUAAUGGCAAUUGUUUAUAUUUACUUUUUGUUGUUAUUAAGCUUUUAUUAUUUUAAACAAUCAUUGUAAUCAUGGAAACGCACAUUGUUUUAAUCAUUUUACAAUAGUAUGACAUAUAUAUUGUUGACAAAGAAACACUGUCAACUGAGUUUCGCUCAGAAUUGUUUUUUUCGUUAGCAACGGUCUAUCGUUGCUUACAGAUAUACAUUAAAUUCCUAUCUGUAACCUACCUUCCCAACUUCCCACCUAACACAGUGGCUGCACUCACGUGCGAAGUAUGUCCGUCCUUUUUUUUAAAUUUAUUAUUAGCAGUGCCACUGGUGGUCUAAUAGGAGGAUUGAAUGGUGCUAUAUCCCCCCUCGCAUUAACUUAUUUUUCCUAAAUUUUUUUAAUAAUAUAAUAAUUAUAUAUUAUGGUAACUAUAAUGGUUUUUAAAAAUUAUCCGUUUUGCCCCUCAAAACAUUAUUAUUUAACCACCACUGAGCAAUACAACUGUUUAAAAAUACAUUUUAAAAUAUCUAAGUUAAGAUAAAUAAUCACGAACUUGUUAUCUAGAUGCAAUUAUUAUCUCUUUCCUCUAGAUAAUAUAAAACUAAAAUUAUACCGAUGUAUAUCUAGAUAAAAAAAAACUACACUGAUCAUUUGUAUUUAUAUAAUAUGAUAUAUUUAAAAAAAUAUAUGAUAUGUAUUCAUAUAACAUAACAUAACAGAAAUUUUCAUUUAGUACUCGAUCAAUUAUUUCAGUUAAUUUUUUUAAUACAAAUAUUGCGGCAGAAUCGAACGAUUUUUCGGCCGUUACGAAAUAUUUUCGAAUCGAUUUUCGAGGCAUUUCUAGUGGUUAUUACGGUUAUUCACCUGGAUUAAAAAAAAAAAAGAAAAAGAAAAAAGGCACGGAAUUCGUCGUUUAAUAUAAGAAUAAUCGAUUUAGCGUUUACUGUUCUUCGUCUCUGUUAGGAGGGUAGUAUACUAUAUGUGUAUAUGUAUAUAUAGGUGUUAUGAUGGGAACCCGGUGCGGUUUCAUUAACGUCACGGUAUUCGAUAAAUUAUUAAAUAAAGCUCUCUCUCGUUGUUGUGCUCGGCUGCGGCGGCGGCGGCGAAAAUAAGUGGGACGUCGGUAGACGGGGUUUUUUUUUUUUUUUUUUUAAUUUUUUUUUUAUUUUUAUUUUACUCCUCUGCGAAAUGAGUGGGGUGGGAGCGGGGUACGCAGCAACGUAAAAACGGAACGUUUGAAAAUGACAAAUUGCUACGGCUAAAUACGCGACACGGCGGUCAUGAAAAUAUAUAAAUAUGUCGCGGGAUUAUUCUGCGGGUAAAAUGAUUAAUAGUAUAUGGCGCAUACGAUAUCCUCCUCGGCUCUCGAGCGGUGGCAACCGCUUCCCGACCGACCUUCUCCUCCGCUUCGCGUCUCUCUUCUGUGUAUAUACAUAUAUAUAUAAACGUUAUUCUGUUUGUUUUCUUCGUGAUGGUUUUUUUUUUUUUUUUUUUUUUUUUACAAUUUUUUUGUACCCAAACACCUAAACCAACACGAGGCUAUUUCCAUUUAAAACCGCCGCCAACGAGCGCCGCCACCGUUGCACGCAAUACACGACCAUCUUCACCUCCGCCACACCCCUAUAACCCUUUUCGCGACCAACACACUAUUAUUAUCUGCAGACUUUUUUUUUUUUAAUUUCGUAAUCUUUUUCACCGCAACGAGUUUAUUAUAAUAAUAUAUACACAGGUACAAAUAAACUACGAAGUCGAACAAUGAUUAUUACCUUAACAUAACUUUCGACCGAGGGAGGGACAUGUUUUUGAAUGAUUUUAUUUUUUUACGGAUUUUAUUUAAAAUGCAACAUUUAAAUCAAUUCAUAUUUUCCAUUAACGAAAAAUGUUUUAAACGAAUUUUUAAUCAAAACGUAGGUACUUUUGAGUUUUCGUGCAGUAGGUAGUUGAAAAGUAUAAAAGCUAUAACGUGCUUGCGAUGUACAUCUCAUAAAUAUUUUCGAAAAGCUUCUGAACAAUUAUUUGAACAGUCAUGUUUGAACAGAGUAUUACUAAACUAUGUAUUUUUUUUUUUUUAGAAGGAACUUAGAAGGAAAAAAUAAAUAAGAUACACUGUUAAUUUAUAUGUUGCAAAACUUUUGUUACCAUUAUAUGAUAGUUGCAUACAUAUAUAUAUAUAUUUUUUUUUAACCGUGUAUAUUUUUUAUGGGAUACAUUUUUGGUUUUUUCCCUGUAAGUCAUUGUAUAUUAUUUAUAGAAAAUAUUUACAAUUGUCACAAUUAUCCGUAAAACUCUCUUUGGAUUUUUAUUGACGAAAAUAAUUUUAUUUAAAUUUGAAAAACAAAACUGAAUGAUUGUAUUGUAGAAACGCACAAGUUUAAAAAAAAAAAAUCUAGUUUUAAGUAAAUCAGUCGCAAUCCUAAAACUGGAUCCCUGCUGGAAUUGAAUUGAAUAACUCGUUUGACAACCCCUACUACCAGACAACCUAUUUACUUUAUUGUUUAAACGUCCCACAAAAAAUAUUGGAAUUGUAACCGUUUUUGGAGCUGUAUAAAGUAUUAUAGUACAUGUUUUUAAUGUGUAUCUAAGAUUCGCAGAUAUUUUUCAACAAUGCUAUUAUGGGAUCUAAGUUAAUAUAUAUUAAGAGUAUAUUUUAUUCUAAUUUAAAUCUACAAAAAUGUCUGUUUAAUUUCAUCUAACUAAUAUUUAUAUUUUUUCCUCAGGUUCCCAUACCGUGUAGACCGCAGAAGACGUUUUCAGUUCUAGUGUACGAAAUCCCCGAAGAUAUUCCCGACGAGGACAUUCGUCAUUCGUUGUACAAAUUUCAAACCGUUGUCGAAGUUACCAGACUGUAUCAUACAGGUGCGAUUUUAUAUUAUUAUUUAUUUUUUUUUAAGUUACGGAUUAUAAAAAGCGUCUGCUACUUGUCGGUAAAUAGUAUUCCAUAAGGUUUUAGGUUUUUAUUUUAUUUUUUUCGUACUAACUCAUGGUACUAUUGAUAUUACUACAAGGUGAGAUUUAUCAUAAAUAUAAAUAAACGGUUUUCUCAGAGGAUUUUAAUUGACUUUGAGUUUUUUUUUUUUUUUUAUUUUUAUUUUCCAUAAUCUCGGUUUUUAGGUUUUAUUUUAACGUUCAAUUUUCAAUUUUUUUCUCAUCCACACGUUUUAACAUACCUUAUUAGUAAUAAAGUUUAAUUUUAUAAUAGGAACGCCCAUUUUCAAUCACAUAUUUGAAUAUAAAAUAUUUUGAUGAUGUAGAGAAUAUUAUUUUAUUGUAUUGAUUAUCUUCAACCGGUGGCGGUACAAUAAGACUUGUCUGAAUCAUAUCCUAUCGUUGUUCGGAUUGUAAAAAAAUCUGUAUAAUGUUUAAUGGACAAAAAAAAAAAAACCGAUAUGAAAAUACGAGUAAGUCGUAGAUUACGAAUAUCAUCUCGAGUAUUAAUUAUGUUUUGAUCGAAUAAGUUAUGUUAACUCCGUUGCAAGAGUGUAACCGAGAAAAAUCACAUAAUGUGAUAAUAUUUUAUAAAAAUGGAUUUAAGUCGCGUUUUUAUCCGAGUUCGACCCAUGCCGAAACGUAACUGAGUUGGUUUGAGGAGUUUUAAAAAACAUACUCGUCCUACUUGUCGGUACAAACCUGGUGGUGUUUAAACUGUUCAAAUGAAGUAGGUUUCUAAAGUUUAAACCUAAAACCUAGUGGUCUAGUCGGUGAAAAAUCACGAUGGAUUAUGUAUUUGCACAGCAAUGUGGCCUACUGGGAUUUAGAUUGCGCAAACACGUGAUCAGGCUUCGGUUUAAAAUUAACGAAAAUAUAACGUCCAUUUUCAUUUGGAAUAGGUGGCAUGCAAUAUGCACUAUGCAGUAAAAACAUUUGGUCGGUUUUGUUGUUUAUUGAAAAAAAAAAAAAAAAAUGUAUAACCGAACAAUUAAACCAAUAUUUAUUAUACCUUCCUGCACCGUAAUGUAUUAUUAUAAUUCAUAAUUGUAUAGCAUAACAAUUCUGUAUACACGCGGGUAAACGUGUAAAUUAUUAAUGCAAACACAAAAUAACGUGUUUAUAAUAACAUAAUAUUAUAUACCGCUGCCGACCCGUCUGCCUCUCUAUUUUAUAAAACAAAUAAUUAGUUAAUUCGUUAGUUGUCGUGUUCGCAUAAUAAUGCGAGUGCUACACGGGCUUUCGGUAAUCGGUUUUCGAAAGUUUUCACGGGAUUAUUACUCAAAACGAUAAUAAUAAUAAUAAUAAUAAUAAUAAUAAUAAUAUAAUGAUUAUUAUUUACCUACCGAGUUUGGAACAUACUAUUAUUAUUAUUAUUAAACGUAAGUUGUAAUGUAAACUUCUACCGAAACGAAUCCGAUGUAACUUCGCUUAAAUGUCGAGUUAUUUAACUCGUAUAUUAUAAUAAUUAAUCAAAUCUUCAAACGUGAUAUUGCUCACGAACCUAAAACCGCGCGCGCGCUAUAUAUUUAGGUACACAUCGGAAAACGCAAAGAUAAAAAACAGACUUCGCACGAUGGGGGUGGGCUACUGUUAUAGGUGAGAAGGUAGGAUAUAAAGGGGAAUUCAAUUUAUAUCUGUACGCAUCGAUAAACCAUUGCUAAACGAGAAACGAUUCGGAACGAAUUUUUUGUCGUACAUGCGCGCACAUUUUUCCGUUUUUCCUACGUUUCUCCCGGUUUUUCCAGUUAAUAGGAAUACCGCUUGGAAAAUCAAAAAAUGACCUUGGUUAAAGUGCCAACCAAAUAAACUUUCCUUUUAUAAAAGAUACUACUCUCGAUGUAUCAGAGUAAGGUAUCUGGUAGAAAAGUUGCUCACAGAAUAAUAAUAAUGAAAAAAAAAACCAGAAAAACCAUUAUUGUAAAACCAAUACAUUCCCCGUUACGUUCAGAAUUUAUAUUUUAUAUUCGACAGAAUUAUAACUGAAAUUUACCGAAAUUCGACUUAAAUCCUGGGACCAGAAAUGUAGUUUUUUUAAAACGUCGACGACGACACAAACGAAAUUCGGAAUUCGUUCCGAACCGGCAAAAUUAAAUUAUCUUGUUAUAUCAUAUUAUAUAGCCCGCGAUAUAAUAUUAUGGGAAAAGUAUCGACUCCCAAAGCCCAAAGCUAUCACUACGUAUACUACUACUACUCCUGCUACUACUACUACUACUACCACUACAACUAUUACUAUGUAAUAAUAUUAUAUAUAUGUAUGUAGACGGCUUUCCACGGGAUGGUCGGUUUAAACAGUAGUUUUCGGGCGCGCUGCAGAGUUAUAUGCGAUUUUGGCGUACUACACCCCUCGGGUAAAAUAAUAAGAACCCAUAAACAUUUCCGGGACAUGUCCGGGGUAUUAUCCCUGGGUAUCCAUCGGGGGGGGGAAGAAAAAAAUAUAAAAAUCGUACAACAAGCCUAAUCCGAGUCCCCCGCCGAGACGUUCGCCGUCGGACACUAUAUAUAGACUCCGGAUUUACCGCGCGAUAUAUAGCGAAUGCGUAGUUUUCAAAAGUAUUUCGUUUACACGUUGUGUAUAUACGCUUUCUUAUUCUAUUUCUCUAUUGAAGUGCGCAUGCAGAUAAAGAGACGGGGAAAGAGGAAACAAAUGAAAUAUAUAUUAUUAUUUAAAGUAAUACAGAAAAACCGAUAUUUUCCCGUAUGUAUAAGUACACAACUAUGACGGCGCGGAGAAACGGCGCGGCGGCGCAGGUUGCAGAAAACGUCCGGCGAAACGAGAACCCGAGGAAAUGUACGCACGUUUUCAUAAUAACAAUAAUAUAUCUUUGGUCUUGACGAGCCAAAGAAAAAGCGGUUAAGUCAAUUUUUUUGUAAUUUUUUUUUUUUUGUGCGAUUUUCUAUAAUUUCUCUAAUUUGCUUAGCCAUUUGUUUGUAAUGCAAUUCACUUAAACCCUUUUUCCAUAAAACCAAACGAAUUUAAGUUUUCUUUUUUCUGUUUAUCAACAAUGACGAAGAUGGAAAAAUAACAUCGAUGAUUUUUAUACAAUCAGUGUGGUAUGGUAGUAGUGGUUUUUUUUUAAUGGUUUUUAUAGUUUUUUUAGGACGGUGGAAGUUGGUGGAUGAGCGAGGCCCAAUAUCCAAGAAAAUAAAGAAAUUAAUUGUCAUGAAAAAUAAUUCGUACUUGGUAACGUGAUAGGUUAUAGUUUAUAGUUUAUUGCAUUAUGGAUUUUGCAUAUGCAUUAUAUUAUACAAUGCUUAAUUUUCUAUUCCAUUGCAGUUAAAAAUCGUAUAUUUACUAUAGGCAAUACAAUAAUAUUCUUUAAAUUUAACUAUAUAAGCAGUAAAUUAAGUAAUUUGUUUAAAAAAAAUUGUUUUUUUUAUAAUUGUAUGUGUUCAUAAAAAUUAUAUAUAUUUUCUUGUGUAAUACGCGUAUAUUAAAUGAGCCAGAAUAAAAAAAAAAAAAAAACAAAGGUCUCCUGUAAUAAAAUACGGGUGUCAUAUAAAAACAAAUAAUUGGCCCAAUUAAUCAAAAUAGUUCACCACGCCACCGUUACCGGGUAGCUAUUUUUUUUUUAUUUAUAGACAAAAUUAUAUUUAUUUUUUUACAUAUUUCAUUUGGUUAGGUUACUUUUUGUUUUAAUGUAGUCUCGUAUUUAAAUGCGAGUCAAGUUCGGUUGAGAUUUUAAUACGAUUUACAUAGCAUUAUAUGUUCACUGGGUAGGUGUACGUAAUAAAAUAUACAUAAUUCGUUUGAAUUCCAAAACUACAUACUAAUGUACCUACGUGUUUUAAAAACAUUCUCGUAUAAUGUCGCUUUUGAACGAAAAACAAUACGGUUCCAUAUUGAAUAUUUUAUAAUGAUACAUUUUAAAAUAUUUAGACAAUAAACAACGAUAAUAGAAGAUGAUCACGAUAAAAUGAGUUAUUGUCCAAAUCGGAAGUACUCUAAAUAUUUUUCCCUCGUAGCACUCGUAUAUGUAUUAUGGAUCCAUCACGUACCACCACCUAUGACUAAACAUUCAACUAUUCAUGUCUAUACAUGUCUAUGAUAAGAGCAUAAGACAGUAAAAUACUACAAUACUAUAAUAAUAACAUUAAAAAAUUUAAAAUUUAAAAUAGUAAUAGAACUGUUAAAAACAUUUGCACAAAUAUGAAUUAAUUAAUUUUUAGACCUGCUACCACUCGGCCUUUUGCGUACCACCAUGUUCCUUAAUGCAAACCACAGUCCGAGGACCUUGGCAAAAGUCUCCGAUUAAUAAAUUAUAUUAAUAUAAAUGUAAUAUUCUAUCUGCAAUUUUAAAUUUUUACUAAUGAGAUAUGCAUUUCCCAUCUUUCUGGAUACGUGACAAAUAAAUUUACCUAUCUAGACAAUUUGCUUGGAUAAAAAAUAAAAGAUGCGUGUUUUAUAAAUAUUCUUACUUACGGCCCUACAUAAUAAUAUAAUAUACUUACAGAAGGUUGCAUAGACGUUUACUAAUCGUUUAGUAAACCACGUAAAGCUCUAAUUGAAUAAUUACAUUUUUAAAUUAUUUACCAAAUGCUCAACAAAUUUAGUGGUCAACUAAGCUAAAGGCGGUCGCCUUAAGUUCACUAAAUCACAAGAGAUCCGAAAUCUGCCCGUUAAAAAUUUAAACAGUGGAUUAUAUUUAGACCCGGUACUAAAAACUAUAAGGAUUAUAAUAUGUUUAACACAAAAUUAUUUAAUUAUCAUGCAAUUUUCAUAUUAUGUAUUGUGCAACGUGUUAAUAUUGUAAACAGUUUGCGAAUAAAAUUGCGUAGUUCGAAAUCGGACAACCCAUCGAUUUACUAUACAAAAAAGAAGUCCGAUAAUGAAUUCCAUUGUGGAUAAAAAGGAUAGAUUGACAGAAAUGAAAUCAACGGAUAAUAAUUAACAAUGUAUUGUUAUCACUUUUACUGGUAAUCUAGUUUUAAACCGUAGUAUACAGUUAUUCUAUAAUAAUUUUUUAACCGUUAAUGCGUUGAAAAAUGUUAUUUUAGAAAAGACGGCACUCUUGAAAUUCCGAACAAUUUUUCCGGUAGAAAACGAAAACCGUAGAAAAUGUAAACUAACCAACGAAACGUUAACGUCGCGCGUCGCCGCCGUAAAUAUUGAUCCGUUUUUCGCAUACGUUUUUUUUUUUUUUUUUUUUUUUUUUUGCGAAAAAUACGUUAAUCACGCCGUUAUAUUAUUUUCGAAUCGCGUCGGCGAACAGAAAAAAAAAAAAAAAAAAAAAAAACACGCGCGCGGUAAACGUAAAACACAUAAAUUCUCGGUCGGUUUGACGAAUUCCGCGACAAUUUCGCCUACCGGGCGUAUCUCGCGCACACCGCGUGCGCAGUACCUGCGCGCCGUUAUUGAAUUAAACGGGUCUUACGCGAGCGCGAAACUCGCCUUUGAGGGAUCCCGUUACGGAGGGUCGAAUUCCGGGGCCGCACUUUACUCGCGAACGCGCGCGCGCUCGCCCCGCGCCGUUUUAGCCGACGAUAAUAAAAUUAUAGCGCUCGCGUAAUGCGUACACCGGCGGGGGGGGGGGGUUAGUGAGGGAUUUAAUUUUUGUUUUCAGACACGGAAAAACGGCGGCGCACGUAAUCAUACGCGUGUAUAUAAUAAUAAUAAUAAUAAUAAUACAUCGCGCGGAAUUUAAUUUUGAAACAACAGCACGGAUGUGUACGGAUUCGCCGCGUUAAUUCCAACGCGUCACGGGCCGUGCGGCGUGUAGCGCGUGUACACGUGUGCGUGCGCACAAGUAUAGCGCCAGAUUAAUUAUAACGUUUCGUCGGAAACUCGAGAACAAUCGGACUCGCCACCUGUCGCCACAGCUCUCGCAGCGUGCUCCAGACGAAAACGUUCGAACGCACCUCGUUUUUGUUAUUUUUUAUUUAUUUUUCUAUUAUUUCAUAAACCCUAGGUAAGUACCGGGAAAAAAAAAAAAAAUAAUAAUAAUAAUAAUAAUAAUAAACCGAUAUUGUUUCUAAUAUAUAUUUAAACUGUAAAUCUCGCGGUCCGAGUGUUUUCACGGAUUCCGGGUGAAGCGCAACGGGGACAUAUGUUUGUUUUUUUUUCUUUCGCCACGUUGGCUCGCUUCAAUCGAAAACCGUAUCUAUCGAAACGUUCUCGUAGAAUUUCGGGUUUGGAUAUUUAGUACUUACCAAUACUUUUGUGAACGAUAUCUAGUGGAAAAGAUUAACAAUAACGCCACGAAAUCGAUUAUAAAUAUCCAUAUGCAUAUCAAGCUGGUACAUAGAAAAGUAUUGACGACUCCGUAAUAAUGGCGAUGGAAAUUAUCGAUUUAUUUCUUCCGUGACUGCCCCCACCCCCUCCAACUAGCAUUAUUAUCUCUUUCGCUCAAUAUCGGUUCUCCGUUUAAGGGUAAACACCCUUAAACGCAGUCGAUUUAUUAAUAGAGGUCUAUGGACCUAUAGUAGAUACUUUGUUCGAAACACAUACUGUAUAGAUAGCCGACCGUAUGAGUUUAUCUGAAACUUUGCAUCCAUUAUAUUAUACAAAUGACGCAAGCCGUGUUGUGAUUAUCAAUUCGUACAUUAUGUUUGAUAAAUGUACAUCGUACACGAUAACGCGGUUGAGAUAAUAUUAUGAUAACAACAUGAUCAGAAACUUGUUUUCGUAUCGUCGCGUUAUUCAAAGCCAAAACAAAAUACAUAAUUUUUCUCAUGCCCAUACAUCACGAGUUAACAAUGUCGAUACGAUUUCAAUACAUCAUGUCCUCUUGUUAUAUAACCGCUGCUUGAUCCAUAGGCACAUCUUAUUGGACUCUAAUCGCAAUAGCAUACAGACAGCUGCUAUACAGUUGGUUUAUGAAUCUUUAGACGCUCCGUUUAGUAGAUAUUUUUUUUUCGAAAAUUAUACGGUGUUUUCUCGAUAAUGCCCCUCCCUCUGGAAAAAAAAAAAAACAAAAACAAAUCCCCGGGAAAACAAAAACGUAAUUCACGUAAAACGUAACUUUUUCGAAACCGUUGCAGUAUUUUAGCGCAUACGUUGAUCGUAGUUCCCCCGACCAGCGCUGCCUUACCGACACCGACCCAUCGGAAAUGCCGUUACACGAUGAAAAAAUCGGUGCCGCCUCAUCAAAAUACCCAUAAAUAUACGCGCCGACAAUAAUUCUCGCUCGAACAAAACGCCGUGUGUCCUUCGACGUCGCGGGACAUCCUGUCCCAAUAUCAUAUGAGUAGGUGCAUAUGUGGACUAUGGUUAGUGAGCAAGUGUGCAAGUAUGAACGCACGUAUAUAGAAGAAUCCGAACAUUACACGGCUCGGGACGGCGUAUUAUAUAGAACAGCGGGAGGCGAAGCGCUAUAUCCGUUUUUACUGUUUCGACAGCCGAGACUGUAUUAUUAUUAUUAUUAUUAUUAUAUUGUCGCGCUUUUUCAAAUCCAUUAUCCCCGGAAAAAUAACAUUUCGCGUUCACUAUUACACACACAAACACACACACACACACACACACACACACACAUAUAUUUACGAACCCGUAUUGUUAUAGUGCGAGUAGCAGCAACAGAAGUCGUAGAGUGUUGCGUAUAGCUUCCGUUUUAUUCUCGUGUUUUUGCUAUUGUUCCGAAACCACUUUUGGCCGAAAGGAAUAAUAUACAAAAUAUACAUUGUACACGUGUAUAAUAAUAAUAUUACUGUUCGCCGCCGCCGUUGGUUGUAUUAUUAUUGUUCGGAGCAAAAUAAAGAGACGGCCGACAAAAUAUCAAAACAAAAUUAUCUAGAUACAACGGACAUAGAUAUACUAGAUAUCAUAGAUUAUCAUAGAUAAUAGAUACAUUGUUUUUUAUAUCGUUAUAGAUACAAGAGACACGUUAUUCGACAUUAUCGAAAUGUGAUACACACCGUGCUUCGUUUACAUUUAAAUACUAUAAUUAUUACCGUGUUAUGAGAAAAAUAAAAAAAAAUAAAAAUACUAACAGUGUACAAUAUGUAGAAUUUCAGUAUUAUGAAUUAUCUACAAAAUAUGGAAAAUCCAAUUAUUAUCUUAUUAAGUCAACAAAAUUUUAAAAAUUGUGAUAACGUUUGAUUUUAAAUGUGGCAUUGUUUUUGGGGCGCAUUGGAUUUUCGACGUACUACGACAUCUCGUAAACGUUACCACACUCGUUUAGAAUUUUCAUAAAAAUAGUUUACAUAGAUAUUUAGUAUGCAUGAUUACUAAUUUGUAUGAUCUUGGUAGUGACGUUAUCACAAUUGAUGCGAUUUCGGUCCAACUCGUUGUUAAAAAUUUUAUAUAUAUAUAUGGCUUUUGACUACACCACGUUUUGAUAUUUAUCUAAUUUGAAUGCAUUUGUACGAUCGUUUUUAAAAUUACGAUCGUCGUUCGGGUAUCGUAUUUUAUUCGUCGCCUCGGUGUUUCGCCAAUAUGAAAUGACUAUAAAAUAUUAAAAUCGAUAAUCAAAAUUCACGUAUUCUCACGCUUCUUAUUUCGUACAAAUGUAUAUCCGAGUAAAUGUCCUGUCGCCCGAUAAUCGUUUAAUACGAAUUGAUAAUAUAUAAUGCUAUAGACGAUUUAGUUUUCAAUUGGCUGUUGGUGAAUUUACGUGGCGAUUAACUCGACGAAUCGCAGAGUAUUCCUUCGGGAUUACGCGCGGUCGUUUAUUGUCAAAGUGGAAAUCCAGCGCAAUAUAAUAUUAUGUUCAUUAAGUAAAUUGCUAACGGGGAACAUUAUUCGACGAGACCUUAUGUUAUUAUUUUGUAUGCGGUGUGUGUGUUUUCGAAAUUAAUAAUACGAACAGUUUGCGUCGUUCUUGAAACGAUGACGCUGAUGAUCAAUACGACGAACCCACGUCGGCAAAAUAAUAAUAAUAAUAAUAAAAUCGUCAUUAACUUCAAAUGUGGUUAUCGUCACCGAGGCAUGUUAGCAUUUGGGGUUGCACAGAAAUACGGUGUACUCUUAUAAUGGGUUUUCAGAUCGAACCGCAAUCGUGUGCAGUUCACUUACUUCUCGGCCGUGAUUAAACAAACACGAGCAGUAGUAAUAAUUGUGUAGGUUCCUUAUUCUAAAUAAAUGUAAUCUCUAUACGUCUUACAACUGACGUUGAUUUCAGACACUUUUUCUAUUAGGCGAAUCUCCGCAUGAUUUGUUUGCUUAUUUGAUUUCACUUCUAGCUUCUUUUGAAACCAUAGGGCACCCAAUAAAUUCUCAUAAAUCGAUACAUUGAAUUUUGAAGUUUUUUUUUUUUUUUUUCGGUAAAUUGUUAAGUCUGUUACAAAUUUUUCGGUUUUCUUGUAUGUUUUGUCAAAAUUUAAUUACGAGGUUUUUCUGGUCAACCAACGAAAUAUAGAUAUACAGUUAAUUGUACCUACUAUUCUACCAGUGAAUUAAAUGACAGUUUGUAAUGUAAUAAUAUUGUGCCACAGAAGUCAAGUCACGCAAGUAAAAAAAAUACAUUUUACAGAAGAUACAAAACAAAUAUAAGCGCAGUUAUCAAUUUGUUAUCCAGCCCGUCAAUUAUUCUCAACACGAAAUUAUUGUACACGUGUAUUUUAUUAUAUAAUUCAUUACAAUAAGUAUAGAUCAACCGUGACAACAGAUCGCCUGGAUAAAAUCCAUGAUGUCCGUUAGCUAAAUUCAAGUUGACUGAUGAUUGAUUGAUAUCCAAGACUAGAGACUCGAAUGUUUUUAUCAUACGACCCAGUAUACAAAUGGGUCUACAAUUAAUUACAAAAGAACUGCCUGAUUUCAAAUAAGGAUAACAGAGCCAAUUUUCCAUUAGGCUAUUAAAGUUUGAGGAGAAUACCGUUGAUACUGAAAUAAUAAUUAUUAAGCAAUUUGAAGAACCGUCGGUAGAAAUCAACCGAUUUAGAUGAAUAGACAGAAUAGAAAUGUUUAACAAAAAGGUCUACUUUUUCUUGUUUACGAAAGCUGUUGACAGCAUCUCACGAAACCAUUUUCGGAACAACGUUAUGAGGCCAAUUUCUACGUACAAAGUUCCAGAAUUGCUUAGGAUUUGAGGAUAAAGAAUUGUCUGCCAUUUCAAAAAGAAAACUUAAGGAAAUUUUUCAGACACUGAGUUAUAUUUUGUACAAAACAAAGAAUCAACACUAUAUAUAAUCAGAAAGUUUAAAUACAGAUUCGAACUUUGCAUAAGUUUUAUUUUUAUGAGCACUAAAUCUUUAAAUUGCUUGGAUACCCAAAGAGGAAAGUUAGAUUUAUAAAAGACGGACAUUCUUCACACGUAAGUUGGCCACUGUUGUAAAUGUGAAGUUGAAAAGUGGAAAUUUAAUGCAUGUAUCUGUACACAACGAUUGACCAUUGCUAACGAAAAACGAUUCUGAGCACAGUUCAGUUAAUAGUGUUGCUUUGUCCACAAUAUAUAUGUCAUAUUAUCGUAUAAUAAUUACACAUGCAUCAAACAUAUUUUUUAACAAUAUUUGUUUAAUAUUGUACCUAUUAUCUUGUUACGUUAUUUCCCGGUUUUCCUAUUUAUUGGGAAAACUCCUGGGAAAAUCAAAAAUUGAUCACUUGAAAGUACUGCCCCCAGUAAAUUGGAUCGAAAUUGCUGGUAGAAAAGUUAUUCACAGAAAAAAAGAAGGCCGUAAUAUUAUUUAACUAAUAAUACGUGCAUUUCGUUAAUUUUACCGUUUUUACCAUUUUUUGAAAAAACUCUCAGGAGAAUCAAAAAAUGGCCUCCUCAAAGUACGAUUAAAGUUCGAUUUCCUUUUUAGAAAAAGGGCUACACUUGUAAAUCGGAGCAAUAUUUCUUGUAGAAAAGUUGUUCACGGAAAAAAUAGAAAAUAACCAUCAUUGUAAAACCACAUAAGCUUCUUCGCUCCAAUCGGAAUUGAAAAUUAGAGAAUAUCGAAAACAACAACCAAAUACACUUGAGCGUUUAUUCCCUGGAAUGAAAUAUAUGUAUGCUUCCCAUCUGUUUUCCAGAAAUAUUGUUUGUUUUUUGUGAAUUUAGGUGGCAAUGGGAACGAUGACGGGUCGAGGAAGGUAAACUUCCAUAUAUUAUUAUAAUAAUUUGUGGCCCAGGGUAAAAAAAAAAAAAAAAAACACUUAGUGCAAAUUAAAAAUAAAUAUUAAUAGCGCGCUCGCGCCCCCGCCGAGUCCAUUUGUGCUGAUUAAAGGCACAUUUUAUUUAUUUACGUUUCUCACUCUGUGCUGUCGCUCCACGUCUAUACACACGUAUUAUGAUAUUAUUAUACAGUGUGGCACGGUUUGUUACGCCGGUUUAUAAAUGUCACGAAUAGCUUUUGCAUUAUGUAUGAAGCCCGUUCCACGCGACACUAUACAUACACAGAGGUAGAUAGUCGAAAUGCUACUAUUUUACAGUCUACUUUUGACCGGUUUUGUAUACCGUGUGAAAUCCAUAAACCGUAAUACACUAAACGCGCAGGCAGUUGAUUAUAAACCAGCUGUUGUAUACUUGUUCAAUUUUCUGUUUCAGUUGUUUUAUCAUUUAUUAUUUUUUUUUUUUUUUUUUUUUUUUUUUUUUUUUUUUUUUUUUUUUGGUAUCGAAAAUUUCAUCCCGAAUAUAUUAAUUAAUUAACUGCGUUCGCGGGACCGACCGGGAGUAUCGAUACUGAGCGAGAGAGAUAGCGCUAGUUGGGUGCAGUCAUGGGAUAAAUUAAUCAAUACUCGUAGUAUUUAUACUGUACAGUUUGUUAUUAUUGAUUUGUUGUCUAUUAGCUCGAUAUGUCUGCAUUUACUUUCACGGUAUAAGAAAUAAAGGUUAAAUUAUUUCAUCGACGAUUGCCCGUGACUAUCUCUAUAUCCGUCUCAUCCAAUAUUGUUCACGGACAUCAUCACGACGGAAAGUGAGAAAAACGCAGUCCGCUUAUCGAUAUGUCUAUAUUCUAGGGGCGACGGUGCCGUCGGGGGGAGUGGUGUUUCGGCGUUCUGGUUUCGUGCCGAAAAUUAUAAUUGUUCAUUAUAUGCAGUUAUGCAUCAGAUUUCUACAAGAUGUGCAGUGUUACGCACGGAUAGUUAUUAAAUGUAUGUUAUGUAUGUUACAUGCACACGGUAAAGUUACAGAUAAGUUACAUCUAAAACAAAAUAAAAACAACCCCUAAAAAAAAAUCCUGGCUACGCCACUGAGUGGCGAUACUAUAACAAUAUCCUGGAAACAGUAAAAGAAUACGAGAUAGUAUAAAUUAUUGUGUCCUAUUUUGCCCGAAUAACUUUUUAACUGCGUAACCGCGUCGCCGGUUCACGCCCCGAUAGCCCGGAUUGUUUUCUGAAUAAUGCGAUUCUCGAAACUCUGUGGCGUUCUUGUUGCAUAACCGAAAGUUUAUAAAAACUUAACAAAACGCAACGGUGUAAAAAUUAAAUGAUUAUUAUAACUACUUAUACAAUGAAUAAUUCAAUGUAUGAAAACUAAUAAUUAGUUUUCUACUGACGUUCGCUGAACCGUAAAAGACGCGGCUUUCCACCUGCCGGUGUACUUUAAACACGAGACGUUAUUCAAUAGGUUCCCGACAGUUUUUCCGAAACUUACAACAUUCGAUGAUCGACACGCGCCAACAGGCGGCGGUGGACAAACGUAAAAAAAAUAAAUGUUUCUGAGCUUAGAAUACUGUAUUCAAAUCCGAAACCAAAUCUUUUUCAAUUUCGAGUAUACCUAAGUACCUUAAUGUAGUUUGUUAUAUUUAACAAUGUUGUAUUGUUUGUCGCUACAGAAAUAUACAACCAGAUUGUAUACAUAUUAUUCGUAUUUUGCGAAACAAUGCAAAAAAACUGUUUCGCACGAGUAACCCUCGACAUAUCCUUUUUUUUUUUUUUUUUUUUUAUAAUGACCCACGGCAACAUGGGUCGUAAUCACAAAAAUUCUGUACUUCUUAUAAUUAUUCUUAGGGUUUUAAAUCUUGGUUUGAAGUUUGGCGGCUGUGAUAAAUUCGAUAAUGUUGGGAUAUUGGCUGGGAAUGAUUUUGGAGUAUUUCAGCAAGUGAUUCAGGCAAGUUGGACUUUGUUUUGAUGUCGUGGUACAUUCGGCAUCCAGUAAGGAUGUGUUUAAUGGCGACUUGAACACAGAGGCGUAGCUAGAAAUAUUUUUCUUGAUAGACCGGAUAAAAUAACAUAAAUAGUUGAAUAUAAAAGACUACUAAUACAUAUUUUUGAUUUUAUAACUGUGUUAAUUUUUGGAGAAAAGUGGGUAGGCCCGGGCCUUACAGGCCUACGCGAUAGCUAUGCCACUGCUUGGACACCGCGACUGUGGGAGAUUCGAGAGCGUCUGAUUCUGAGUCUUGUUAGGUAUACUUCAAAUUUGCUGGUUAUUUCUAUAGGAAUAUCCAAUUGUUAAUGUUGUGUUUGAUGUGAUUCAGUUUAGUGGAGUUUAUCCGUUUGAAAAUCUAUUACGACGCGUAUAUUUAUUUUAUCGCCUAGUUGAAUCGUAUCGUCAAUUAGGUGUUUAAAUGUGUUUUCAAAACUAUCGAAAUAAAUUGAACGUUAUAACCUACGCGAGACGAUAGGAUUUUACAAGAGAAAACGGCGUGACGCCCAGUGUUCAAAUUGAAUAAGUAUUUCUUUAUCUAGAUAAAAAAAACGAUAAUGCAACUCAAAUGUAUCUGAAUAUAGGUAAAAGAUAGUUAAAUUCACAUUUAUCUAGAUAAGGAUAAAGAUUAAAAAAAAAGAUAUAUUUUUUUUAAAAUGGGUGUUCAUAACUCAUUAGGCAAAUGUUAUUAAUUUCAUAUUUUCAAAUUAAAAUUUUUAGCAAUAUUUCUGGUAGAAAUAUUUACAAUAUUGUAUUGGAUUAUUAUUAUAUUUACAAUAUUUCUGUAAAUACAAUGAAAACAAACGAAAACAGUAACACCUUUGCACCCCGUUUCCGUUCUACCUAAUAUUGUCUUUCAGUUUUCCCUGGUUAUUCCGAAAAAUCAAAAAAUGACCUUCGGUUGCAUCAAGAGAGAACAAGAGAAACUUACCUUUCGGAAAUGGGCACCGUAGUCUAUGAUUGGAGGCGAGUUUUCUGGUAGAAAAGUUAUUUUACAGAAACGAAAAAUACAAAAAUAAUAAUAAUAAUAAUAAUACACACACAUUAUUGUAAAACCAAUAGGUCGCUCUCGCCACGCUCCGAAUCUAAAACGUAUUUCGGUGGAUUCAUUUAGACGAGUAACACAUUUAUUAAAUGAUAAAUGUUCGGGUACCUUAUAACAAUUUAUCUGGAAUACUAGACGAGAUAAAAGACGAACAAACAGUAAUUAUCUAGACGAGUCCGAGCACUGGUGACACGCCGUGGCCUGACCGUUUAACCGACGAUUGAUGAAACCGGCAAUUAUUCGAAUUCGCCGCGCCUAUCACACGCGUCCGCCAUUUCGGUUGUGCAACCGUCCGGCCGAAUUCAAUCCUAUACGAUAACAACAAUAAUAAUAUACGCGGCACGCGGACGCGCGAAUCGGGUGAUUUUCGGGGGCGUUCGCCGCGGCCGGCAACCGCGGCGCUCGAAGAACAUUCGCGUUUCGGGGCGGGUCGGGGAACCGGGCCCGCGGCGCCCGCGAGGGGUUGAUUUAUACGCGCGCGCGCGGGUACCGACCGACGUACCUGAUAGAACGCCGAGUCGAUUCGCGCGGCGGUGGCGUUCCCGUGUUACGUCGGCUACGUCGUUUAUCAUGUCGGUUGUCCGCGCCCCUGUAACGGGCCCGGCCGUCGCGGCGGGUCCGCUACGUUGUCGGCGGCGGCCAGUUGGCGGCGGGAAGGACGAGGGGAUUGCGCGAAAAGUGUGCGUACACACAUAUAUAUAUAUAUAUAUAUAUACAUUUAUAUAUAUAUAUAAAAGUACAUUUAUAUAUAUGUAUAUAUAUAUAUAUAUUAUACCGGAUGGCGCAGGAGGACCGGAACGAGAGGGGUUCGGGAACGCGGUCGCCGGUCGGUUAUUAAUACCUCCGACCGGCCGGCGUGCUACAUAUUAUUAUGUACGUAUAUACAGGGUGUCCGACGGAGAUCCGAUAAACGCGAUAACUUUUCCGCGCAAUGUUUUUCGCCUUUUAUUCCCGUAUAAUUACUAGAGCGUCCGUUAUUGCGCCAUCCGGUUCUCAUGUUAAAUAUGAUCGAUUUUUAAAAUUUUUUUUAUUCUGAAAAAUAUAAAAAUAUCCGUUUUAUAACGUGUUUACAUUGGAACGGCAUUUCGGCGUUGCGAAACACGUUCGUCCGUGACGAGACGUUAAUUUUCUACAACCGGUCGAAGGCAAUUCGAAUCGUUUUCAACGCCACCAUUUAACAAUGUCAAUAAAUUCAUGGUUUUUCUCACGAAAACGCCGCGUUUUGUAACAACAUUCGUAACACCGACAUUUUGGUAGAAAAUGUAAACUUUUAAAUUAAAUUUUUUUUUUAUAUAUAAAUAUAAAAACAAGAGAAACGUAGCACAAUUUUACAGAAAUAAUAACGGAUAAACAAGUUAAAAAUAUUGAACAUAACAAAAGUUAUUUGUCUGAUUUCCGUGGGACACCCUCUAUAUAUACAAGCUGAUAUUACUUUAUUAUGAACCAAUGAUAAUUUAUACGGAAAUUCCAAACAUAUUUAAUUUAGCCGGCCACUAAAAACGUCAUUGUGAAAUAUUUUCCAAAUGCCGUAAAACAUUUAUGAUAUUUUACCGAGUUACCUAUCAGUACAGCUUUUUGAAAUGUUCGAAUUUUUUUUCCCCGUUUUAUAUGGACACGCAAUUUUUGAAUAGAUAUUCGAUAUACGCUUUAAAAUAGUGUACAAUGUUAAUCGACGGUUUUAUUGCAAUGAUAAUAAAAAAAAAUAUUGAUUAUAAACUCCCGACUGAAGACAAAUUUUAACGGAACGCGUAUGAAUCGUGGACAUUUUGCGUACCUACUCCCCGCCGUAUUUUAUUUGUAUUGAAAUCGUUUCAAUGAUUCGUAUUUAUGUUUUAGAAUUAAAGAUUUCACCCUCCAAUCUUAUUCCUCAUCGGAUUUAUUUUUCCCAACAUUUUAGCUACUUACACGCAUUUUAUUUUAAACAGAUAUUCAAAAAGAAUUUCUGUCUAAAUAUUUCGAUUCCCAUUGCAAAAGUAUCGGUAACACUAUCAGAUGAACACGGAUACUAAAUGUAUAAAUCCGAGACACAUAAAUAUAUGUAUGACAUACCUUUCUUUUCUUUAUUGACCGACAUUUUAAACUUGUAACUUAAAGACGGUGUAUACAGUCGUCAAAGAGAAAAUAUAGUGGCGGGUGUAGUCCCCUCCGUGUUAAAAGUCAAAUUAUCCGUUCUAUUUAGUCCCCGAAGUCUUUGAAGUCAAGAGAGACGUUCUAAUUGUUGUUACUGAGAUGGUUUUAGGAACAUUUUAUAAACUCGAAUAAUUUUUGGAAAAAUUCAAUUUUCUUUCAUAACUAUUUGAUAAUACAAAAUCAGACUCUCUUUUACUCUAUUUUUGUCGAACGGAAAAUAUGAGUGUAAGGUAAUAUUUUGAACAGAGGUGAUAAGCGAAAUUAAUUUGUAUACUCGUUUAAUAUAAGUGCAUAGCAUCUUUAAAAAACAAACGUGUUUGGGAGGAAAACAUUUUGGAGUCUUGUCUUCUUGCUGGUUUUUCUUGAAAGUUUGUUAGGAUUAAGUCAGUUUUGAGGAACGCCCUUAAAUUGUUUGGUAAAUGCAGUCUCCCAUCGAAGUUUUUCCCACUCUAGCUACCGGGUACAUCCAGCGAUGGAUUUGAGGAUAUUUGAGGAUCAAAAUCUCGGAAUAUUUCCGGAAUAAAAUAGUUUCCCCCCCCCACCCCGAAUAACCGAAAUAAUAACAUAUUUUUUAUUUUAAUUAAAUGAUGAAGUCGCUUCGGUAAUGUGCGAAAAAAAAAAAAAUUAAGAAUCCGGUCAGAAAUAGUUUCCGUACGGAAGGGAAUCGCGAAACUUACAAUACGUACCGUAAUGUAAUAUUACAGUUUCAGAAUCGGUUUUUUCCCCUAAAUUUUCCGUAAAUAACGUCGUACGAACACGCGCGCUUGACAAACGCGUUUUUCCCGCGUCGCCGCCCCUGCCGUUUUCCGGCGUACGUCCGUCCGCGCCGUCCCGCGGUCGUCCGAGACCGCCGGACGGCGCACGGUGGCGGAACCGAAGCGUCCCGGGGACCAGGAGCGCGCCGGCCGCGAUAAAAGAACCGCCCUGUAUACGCGCACGCACGCGUCCACGACAAUGACAUAGCCUCUUCUUCGGCCGCCGCCGACUCGGACGGCGGCGGCGACAGCGCGCGCAACAGCCGAGCCGCCGGCCCCGGACGGCGCCCCGCGGCCCGCGGCACGGCGGCACGGGGCGGGAACGGGGACGGCGGGUUUGGCGUUUUCCGCGCGCGUACAUUAUUGUACUUUUCCGCCGACGGCGGCGCCGAAUCGUUUGUUUAAAACCCGCGCGGGCGGCCCGCCGCCGAGAGAGACUAACGACCGCCGCCGACCGGUCCAAUAUAAUAUAAUAAGAAAAUUCCCGUAACGUUCGUGACCUUUUCCGCGGCCGACACUCGAACCCCGCGCGGGCCCGCACCGACGCCGUCGCGGCCGCCGCCGCCGCCCGCCCGCCCGUCAUCGCGCCGUCCGACUGCCGCCGCCGCCGCCGCCGCCGCCGCCGCCGCCGUCGCUUCACGGCGUUUUCACGCCGAAUUUCACCGUUCCGAAAACUCGACUCGCGCUCCCCGGCCCGCCCCUUCACCGGCUAACGCGUCGUCCGGUCCCCGACGAUUUAUUAGACGGAUUUAGAAGAAAACUACAUAGUUAUUAGAAGAAUAAAAAAAAAUGGAUACGGACGUACUAAUUGUAAACGAUUCUGAGCGAGGUUCGGUUAGUAUGGUGUCGUUUUGUCAACAAUAUGAUACAAUGUCACGUUGUGGUAAAAUAACUACACUUGCUUCGUACAUUUAUUUUCUUUAUUAACAUUUUGUUUAAUAUUGUUCCUACCUAUUUUCCCGGUUUUUCACAAUAAUUACGACAACAACUGGGAAAAUAAAAAAAAAAAAACAUCAGCUCCUCGCCACCUAAAUCUAAUUCCCUUUCAGAAAAGAAGCUACACUCGAUACUUCGGAACAAGAUUUCUGGUAGAAUUUUCGUAAACAGUAUAAAACAGUAAAACAAAAAUGUAUGUCAUUGCAAAAACCGAUAUAUUCCUUGGUCCGCUCAGAGUUUAAAAAAGUUUUCGUUAUUCGCCACCGUGUUGUCCGCAGUCGGUUAAAAAUACCUCUUGUCGAAUUAAAUUUUAGAUUCUGAACGAAACGAGGAUAGUGUAUUGGUUUUACUAUGAUACGAAUGCGUGCGUUAAAAAGAAACUAUACCGGAACAUUUUUUAUCUACUCGGUGUACCGAGGCGGAUAUGUUUUCGAUUUUCUUUGUAUUUUUUUUAUUUAUAAUAAAUGGGAAUAACUGACGAUUUUCCGUAUAGUUAUUGUAGUUGAUUUCUGUGCUACCUUGACACCGAGCGAACAAUACGACUAAUUAUUAUACUCUGCUCGGAAACGUUAUCCCGUGGUGAUUGUUCAACGUUUUGUACAAAUGUAAAUUAAAUUACUUUAUGUACAUAACCCCUAUUCCACCCUCCUACUAAAAUAGUGGCACACUCGUCAGCAGUGCAUAGAAGUUUUAUUUAUUUAUUUAUGUAUUAUGAGCAGCCAUUUUACGUUUGAUAUUGAACGGUGCGAGGUGCAUUAUUCGUUGAACACUUCUUGAGACUUCUUGGGACUUCCGUUCAGAUAACGCUUAAAUUACAAGCAAAUGGAAGUCAAAAAGCCUUACGAUCGGCUUCACUAUUAUGCGAUUUUGCUCGAGCACUUUUGUUUCUGCAGAUUCUCCGUAACCUUCUUUGUUUCUAUGUAAACAUGUUGGUAUUAUUGGUUGAUUUCACGAUGAAUCCAGAAGAAGAGAAGAAUACUUUCACGUGCUUUUUGGCGGGUUACAAAGGAUUUUGUUUUUGAUAUUAUAUCGCACGUAAGAAUAAAUAGUUCUCUCCGACCUGUCCUCCCCCCCCCCAAGAAGUUCGUCGAGUUAUAAUUAUUUUACCGACGAAAAAUCGCCACGCAGAAACAACAUUAUUUUACAAAAAAAAAAAAAAAAAAAAUCUGUUACGUUUUAAAUCGAACUUUCGCAGAGAAUUGAAAAAAAUAUGAUAUCACGCGUUGGGGAUUUUUUUUUUUGGUUCGUAUCGAAACAAGUACUCGAUCGUAUAUUAUAACACACAAUAUAAUAUUAUAGACAGAUACGGCGGUGUACUGUGGGGAACAAUACCAUCGUAAAAUAUUAACGCUAUAUAGGUACAGGGUUUUUUUCUGGUUUUUUAAUUAUACGGUUUUUUCAUUUUAUUGUCACAACUUUUUCCCCCGUCGUAUUUUUACACACGUCAUCACAACGGGUUGUGCUCGUAUACUUUUUUAUUAAUACCACCGCCGCGCUACGCUACAAUUUUUAAUUGUGACGAAUAAAAAACCCUACGAAGUUUUAUUUACUUUAGAUGAAAGUGGUUUCGCGAUGUUUAUUUUCGUUUUUUUUUUUUUUUUUUUUUACCACUGCAUCAUCAGCCGCAUUCCGUGAUAACAAUAAAACGAUUUUUAAAAUUUUUUUUUAUCAUUCGGAACAAAUCGCAAAUUCGUACGAAUUAACGUUUCGCGAGAAAACUCCUCCAUUUCGUGUAAAAUAAAACGAUAUAACGAAUAUAAUAUUAUAUUUUGUAUAGUUAGAUUAGAAUUAUAUUGAUCAUGUGAUCGAUAGUUUUAUUGAUGACGCGCCCGUUUUUGGAAUUUUUUCCGGAGAAUGUCUUGAAAAAAUAUUUAUCGAUUUUGAGGUCUGCUAUAAUAUUUGUAUACUUUUACUUUUACACACGCCAAUGCCAUCGAUAUUUGGCGCGUCUCGUUUUGUACAUUAUCCGGAGUACCCACCGGAUAAUGUCUCCGUAAGUGCCUAUUAGACAAUGCCACGCCCGCAUCUAUACUGUCUCCGUCUUGCAAACGCAAAUCCGCGUCCGGUGUACUAUAAGUUAUAACAUUAGAGCGGACGGAAUUAUUACCAAACUUGAUGGCGAGCACAUUAUCUGUACACCUACGUCGAUUUUUUUCGAUGUUUAAAAUUCUUAAAUGAAGUGUAUUCCGCAAACUCGCUUUGGAAAUUAAAAUAUCGAAAAACCACCGACGCAAGGACACAGACCUGGUGCGUUUGUAAUGCAGCGCCAGUAGAUGCGGGUGUGGCGUCUUCUUAAUGAAGAGGACGCCAAAGAAAUAGUACUCUUUUACUUCGAUUUUUUUUUACCAUAUUAUAAAUCACAAUUCAGAAACAUAAACUCAGACGGUUCAACACGAUGAUGAUAAUAUCUGCCAUAAUAUUUUAAUUUUCUUUCCGGUUUUCUUUUUUAUUUAUUGUGUGGUUACUGGAGGUUUCGGCACUUUGAAUACGCCACUGACGCCUAUUUAAUAUUAAAGUCUUGUUCUCUUUGAGAGAAUACCACAAUACCGCACAGGUAUAAUAAGCAAAAAAAAAAAAAAUAAAAAAAUAUAUAAAACUAUACUCAUUGUGCACAACAAUAAUGAACGCGAAUAUUCCAGUAAAAAAGAGUGAACUAUUAUAUUUAAAUCAUUUAUCAUAUUCUGAGUAGGCAGGUACACACUGUUUUUUUUUUUUGUUUUUGUUUUUUUUUUUUUAGUCUGUGAGCGUAUUUAUGUUAAAUACUUUUUAUUUCUCUUUUUUUCCUUCCGUUCUGCGUGUAUAUUUAAUUUUUUUUUAUUGUAUUACAUUUUUAUUUAAAUAUUUAUUAUACUUAAAUCUUCUUUUAUUCGAUUGUUAUUCAAAAUACGCGCACAUUCGAUUUGUAAUUUGUAACAUUUAUAAUCCAUAAAACUCGAUCGAGAGAAUUUUCAUUUUAGUUUAAUAUUAUGUGUUCCAUUAUAAAAUAUACAGUGGUUAUUGGCUUAGAAAAAAAAAAUAUAUAAAAAGCUUUCCCUAUAAGAUAGAUUGAAAAUGUUAAUAAAAAAAAAAAAAAAAUAAAUAAAUAUAUCAAAAAUUUAAUCUACAAAUGGUUUUACAAAUGACAAUAAGAAAAAAAAGAAAAAGUAAUUUAAAAGCUGUUGGAUGAUCGAAUCAGAUCAUGAAAUAAAGGUCAUCUAUUUAUUUUCUCACAACAAACAAUUCUUCCAUUUUAUGAAAUCAUUAUUAAUAUUCUGAGUAGUAUAACUUAAUAUAAUGUAGACGUGUAUUUCGUAAAUUCCGACAGUUUUUAAAAUAACACGACUUUUAAUAAUUGGUUUUCUCCAACAGCAGUUAAAUAAAUAUAACACCCGUAGUCAUCGUGCACUAAAAUUUUUAAUAAAAUUUCGCUAGAGAACUUUGAACAGGGGGUUGAAAAUUCACCGCCUAUUAUCAACCCCGUAACCCCUUUACAAAGUGGAUACUGUUUUACUAGUGAUAUUUUAUCGAGGGUCAAAUUUCACGACAGUGAAUUUUUGCAUUUACACCGGUCCAUGUUACCGAGCAAAAUUUUUAAUCAAUACAAUUAGUUUGUUUUGUAACGCCGUCGUAAAAUGUUAUAACUUUUUACCGAAAUGCCGAGAAAAGUUCGUGUAUUUCAGGGUACCUGCUUGUAUUAUAUCAUAAUUAAAAUAAUAUUUGAGACGAGAUUGAUUUUUUUUUUUUUUUUUUUGAUAAUAACAAUUUAUUUUACUAACGCCUACGGGCGCGCGAAUUUCCCACCGGUGUAUCGAAUAUCCGGCGAUGUCGUAGGAGGGUUUCAAUUAAAAAAAAAACAAAAAAAAAAAAACAGACGACGGUCUUAUUAAAAUGAUUUAUAAACGCGCGCCGCGUGCACUUUGGAAAUAUAAUAUUAUAUACACGUCACAUCGUAGUAAAGUGUUUCUCUUUCGCCGCCCUCUCCCCCCACACUCGCCCACUUUCCCUCAUAUAGGUAUUAUAAUUGAGAAGUGUGGCGUUUCUCGUUAUAGAUAUUGAUUGCUCGGGUAAAAAAAUAAUAAUAAUAAUGAAACCGAAACAAAAAGAAACCGGGCGAAUAACAAUAAUAUAAUGCCGUGGUCCUUUUUAUUUAUUUAUUUUUUUUAUUUUAUUUUUUCUUCUUUUUCUCCUUCUUUCUCCCUCCCCUCCCACCCCACACCACCCCGGUAACGUCCGGCGUAUAACAGACAUUGCGUACCCUGCGCGCCUACGUGAGUGUGCGUAAACAAAAACAAACGGCGAUUGGCUACACACGCGCAAACACGCACGUACGCGACGCAAAGAUACACAAACAACCGCUCGCGUAUCAAUACGUACACGCUAUACACGUACACUUGUAUUUGUUAUAUGUCGCGUCGAUAAUUGAAUUCUAAAAAUCCGACGGGCGUCGUGUCGUCGGCGGCAGCGAAAAGACCGCGGGUGGGCACAGCACGACGACGCACGACAGCGUUUUUCCCGUUUUCCUUCUCCGCGUUCGGUUUUAGUGUUUUUUUUUCCCCAUCACACCCGCGACCGAUAUCCUCCGUUAGCCGCCGUCACGAGGGAUUUCGUCGUCGUCGUCGCCGCCGCCGCUUUCGUUCUAUAAUUACGACCGACCACGCGUAUACGGCCAGCCGGGCGCCAAAAACCACCCUACGUACAUACAUGUGUGUGUGUGUGUGUGUACCACUCGACGCGUUCUCUAUAUUACACGUUAGUGUGUACACGUGCGAAAUACAGAGCGAUUGUUUUAUUCAGUCUCGAACCGCAGAAGAUUUCGAAACAGCCGUCAAACUCGGACCGCGCCCCGCCCGAGCAACCGAGACUUCAACGUACGCAAAAACAACGCUGAUACUGCUGAUGAGUGUGCCAGCGUUCCAGAAGAAUAUGUAGAAUAUGCGUAAAAAAAAAAAAAUGUGUAUUUCGUUUAUGCGAUAUGUGCGCGACGAUAAACAAUUGCUAAUGAAUACUUGAGUGUAAGCGGAAUUUGGUUGUGUAUUUUUUGAAAUGUCGAAAUAGGUUUUUGAAUGGCGUAUAAAAACCACUACAUUACGCUCGUUAUUAUUGUUAUCAUUAUUAUUUAAUCACCGAGUUUAAUGUAAAAUUCGCGUCUAAUUAAAUUCCGAAGCAUUUCUGUUCAGCCAAACAAUUUCAUCAAAUUUAAACAUACUAAAAAUAAAAAACUCGAAAAUAUCAAAUGGUUACAAACAGUUAAACAUUUCUUGAAAAUAUUAUACCACGUCUAGAAAAUGUUAAUAUAAGUAAUCUAUGAAAAUUGCAGGUCUCUACGAUUACAACAGAAAUCAAAAUCGAAAAUACAGAAACUAAUAAUGCCGUAGACUUUCCUGUCUGUUCUAGGUUUUUCUCAAUUCGGAAACAGAUGACAUAUCAGUAAACAAUAAACACAUCUCUACAUUAUAUACUUUUAAGCUUUAAUGUAAGUUUGAGUAUCGUAUACUUAAAUACUUGAAGUAGAACAACUCGUUGCGACUACAGUUAUAACGCGUUAAUCGACAAAUGUUCACAAGUUUGUGUGGUUUUUUCUAUCACAAUAUGAUUUUGAGUAUGUUGGUCUUUAUUCAAUCGUUAUUAAAAUUAACUAUUUUCUUUCUAUUUUUAUUCUUCUCGGUAUCACAACUUUUCAAGAGUUUUUAACCCCACCGACACUAUCUUCCACUCCUCAUGAUUGUGUACGCUCUUUCUACAAUUGGGUUUAUUGAUUCCAGUCUUCUCGUCACAUGUCUAAACUACUGGGUUCUCUGUGGCCUCACGAAAUUCGGUAUCUUCUGUACUCCUGUCAUAUCCCGUAUAAAAUCAUUGUUUAUUUUUCCGACACCAGUAUUCCAGUACGAUGGUGCAUACUGUAUUAUUGACAAUUCUCAAUAAUUUGCUCACAAAUGGCAUAAUUUUUUUCUCCAUUCAGUUAAUUACGGCCCACUCGUGACAAUCGUAUAUUAUAUGAACUAAUGAUUACCGCGUAAAGACGCAUUUCGAUUCUUCUGGAAAAUCGCUUUGUUUUGAAAUACUUAGUACGGUUAAAUGAUGCUUUUUUGCCGUAUUGAUUCGGUUCACUAAUUCAACGGACCAAUAAUCGUUACCUUCCACAGUUGUAAUUAGCACCGAUUAAUCGGUAUACAAAUCUAAAUUGGUGAGCAUUUUCAAACGUCCUUAAACUACCACAACAUUACUAUGCUAAUUGAAGAUGCGUUUAAUUAUGUAGAUUUCAAUAACAAUUUAUUUUUUGAACUGCACACUUAUGUUCCAUUAAAAGCACGUCAUAACAAUUUUUGAAUUUCAACCCACUGAACUUUAGAACUGACAACUCACCGAAUAUUUGCCUAGCAUUUUGGAAAUACAAAGUUUAAAAGUGUACAUUUACCGAUAAUUAAUAAAUUACGACUCCUAUACCGUUGUGAACGCACACGAUUUUAUACUAGCGCUAAACAUGAUAUUAUUUAACUGAAAACGAAUGCAUUUAUAUCGCGAAAACAUUUUAAGUAUCGUAGCUAUAUCAUUUCUAAAGUUUAUGUAUCGUAUAGAAUGAAUAAUACUUUAUACUCGAUGAAAUAUUACUAUUUUACUUGAGUUGAUUGAUGCCACGAACUAUGUUUUAGUAGAUUUAUACUCAAAAGUCGGACAAAACUAAAGCGAUUUUGUAUGAAGAAUUACAAUUUUGAAAACCAAUUAUGAUUAUUUAGGUUUUUUUACUAGAUUGUUGUGGUUUACAUUUAAAUUGUAUUAUCUUUUUAGAAAAUCGUUAGAAAAAAAAAAAAAUACAAAAUAGGAAACAUUUUAUAAAACCUUCAUCUUAAUGAGUGCAUUUAUUCGUUGGCGUUAAUAUAAUUUUUGAUCUUAACACAUUAUAUGCAAUCGGGUCGUAUACGAACAUAGAAGUAUACAAUUUUAAACAUAUAAUAUAUCGUAGUUUCAUCGGCAACGCCCAACAAAAUACUUAUUGUUAUUAUUUGAUUCAAUGUUUGUAAUAUUUUUUCUGCAACACUUUACACUUUACUGGGGUUUUUUUUUUUUUUUUACUUUCAUCAUAGCACUCCAAAUCGUUUAUUAUUAAUAACUCGAUCGACAAUAACUAAAUUAUUUAUAUUUCAUUCUAUAGGUUUUAGUUAAACUCUUUAUUAUAAAAUAAAAAUAAUAAAACUCAAUCUAAAUGUUUAAAUUGUAUCUUAAAUCGACAAAAUUUGUAUAUAAUUUCGAUUUAGCAAAACUUCGAUGCGUUUCUUUUUUCGACGAAUGGUGUUUUUAUAUGUACCGAAUGUCGUUAUUUAUUUAUUUUCAAUGACAAACUAUACACGGUAGUCCACUUAACGGAACGUUUUAAUGGCUUUUUUUUCGAAAUAAAUGUAUCGGUUCAAUCGAAUAAAAAAUCUUCCCUUGAAUCCGAGUCGUAUGACAUUUUUUCGUCAAAUUAAAAAAAAAAAAACUUAAAAAUACCGUUUCUUAUAUACAGUUUCACGGUUACAGCGUACACAAAUGCUAUCAAAUAUAUGUAUUUGAAAAUCAUGUUCAGGAGUUUUCCAUUGAACAUCAUUUUCACCACACUUUAAGAUAUUAUUAAAAACAAUCGAUCGUAGGAUAAUAUACAGAAUACAAUCUUCAAAUAGCAAUCUUUUAUUUUGGACAGUUUUGUCACACAAUCAUCCCAACAUACGAAUAUUUAUUCUGUUUUGAGUAGGCUAUUAAAUUAUUUACGUAUAUUUUUGUAUUAAUGAAAUUAAUAUAUUCCCGCCGGUGCAGCAAUUUCACAUAAAAUAAAAACUUAUAGCAGACAAUUUAGAUAGUUACGACACAAUUAAAUUAGUUACCAGAUAUAAACGCUAUUGCACGUACACAUAUUGUUUGGAUACAGAUAUCUGAUAAGAUGCGAUUGACAUCGGUUUGUGCAUUCUCCGUGCAGAUCUAGUUUAUGGAACGAAACAUUACAAUUUUUUCAAAAUAUAUUUUUUUCAAAAGAACAACAAUGAUAAAUCAAUAUAAAUAACAUUUAAUUUUAGUAUGAAUCUUUAUAAUAUUAAUAUAUUAUUACUAAAUUUUUUUAUUGCUAUAAAUACAAUAAUUGUAAUGAAUUAUAUAAAUUUUAAAAUUUUAAACAUCGAUUGUAUCCUUGAUAUCUGUAUCUUUCAUGUAUGGUAUCAAGACACGCAAAAUAAACGUAUUUUAUACUAGAUUUAAAUAAAAAAUAAAAAUAUCGUUUACCGUUGUAUGAAAUUCAAAUCUUAUAAGCAAUAUUUAGUGUUUAAAUGUUUAUAACAUUUUUCCAGUUAGCGGUUAAACGUUUUAAACGUUAAUCGACUUUAGUUGUUUGAAUGUUUUUUUUUUCAAACUUAGCAUUAAAUGCUAUGCAAACUUAAACAUGUAAAAUUUAAUGGUUAUUAAAUUUAAAACAUAGCCAUUGAUUUUAUAUUAUUUUAGACGAAACCAGAUAGUUUUCAUGGUAAUGAGAUGCAGUUUACAUUAAACUUUAAAUUAUACACAACAUUCAGUAACAUUCAAUAAUACGAUUUUCGGACAAAUAAAAUGGAGUAUACUCAUGCGUUACGACCACAAGCUGAAAUUCGGCCACAUUAACAUAGAAAUAAAAUAUAAAUAACCCUUGUAAACAACGGUACACAGAAAUAUUAGCUUCAAACCUACUAAUAAAUUUUACUCGUGUACCGUGCGAUAUUAUGUUGGUGAAAACCACACAGACGUGUGAACAUUUGUCGAUUAACACGGUAUAACUGUAGUUGUAACGAAUUGUUCUAUUCUGAAUAUUGAUACGGUACCGAAACCAACCUUAAAGCUUAAAAGCCGAUACAAAAAAUUUAAUUACUAAUAUUUUCCUUUGUUUUCGAAUAAAAAUUAAAAACCAAAACGAACUUUUUGUUGUCUGCUAUAUAGCGGUAUGUUCAUUGUUUUCUGUUAUGUUAUUCACUUUAAUCGUUUUUUUUGUUUUUUUUUUUUUAAUCGUUAAUUAUUAUAAUAAUAACGUUUUAAAGGCCUGAUUUCGUAUCAUGUACACGUUGCCCGAUUCUGGACACACCUAUACCAUACCAUUUAUGAUUAACAUUUUAAAUAUUGUAUAAUUAAUAUUGUUUUUUAAUCUGUUUUUUGUUUCUUAUAAUAUCAUUAUCGAAAGCUAUUGACAAUCAGUUGAAUUUAUUUAAAAUCGUGAGUGUAUAGUGAAGAUGCAAAUAAUUUUUACAAGGUGUUUUUUUUUUUUUUUUGCUUUGAGAAAAUACUUUUUUCGAUUAGUAUAAAAACGGGGGGAGAGGACGUUGCUUAUACUAUCCGAACUUAUUUUUAGCGGUGAACCGAUAAGGUUUUUUCCUAUAUCCGCGAUAUUUCGAUAUUUACUACCUAUACAAAACCAUUGCAAUUUUAAAAACAUAUCAUUUAUAAACCGGUUUAAAUUUUAUUUUUUAUUUUUUGUCGAAUUUUCGACGAUCGACUUUAAAAACCGUGAACACUUUGCGUGUACUGAUCAUUCGAAUCUAAUCCGGUCUAUUUUGUUUUGUUUUUACACAGGGUAUCGUCCGCAUGCAACCAUGACGUCAUCGCAGACGUCCGUCGAUCAGCAACAGAUUCAACAACAGCAACAGCAGCUUCUGCAGUCGGUCCAGCAGUCCGGGCUCUCGUUGUCCGGGACGACUGCACAACAACACGCCGCGCCACCCGUGGUCCGCAUAACACUUGCGUCCAUGGAGGAGUGUAACGUUCUUCUGCACAACGGGCUGGACUUUUACGGAGCCACGUUCUUUCCAGUCGAAGCCGCCUCACCGGUGCCGUUAAAAAAGAAACCGUUGGCGCCCAAUAGGUACCGACUUUUUAUUUCCAAACAUAAAUUUAAUAUACCUUAUAUCGCAGGUUCAGGCUUGAAAACAUCAGUUUAAAAAACACUUUAUUUCCCGGUUUUGUCCGUCUGACCGUAUCAAAUGGUACGUAUAUAACUGGUUCAUAGUUACGGUUGUUAAUUUGGUUAAAAUUACUGGUCUAUUAUUUUCUCACAAUUUAAACCCUUAAACUAUUCUUAACAACAAAUACAAUCCGUUUUUAUUUUUGUAUUAUAUGACCUAUACGUACACGUAUAUGCGGUAGACGUCAUCUUCAUUGAAAAAUUGUCAUUUUAAACAUGAUAGAAUUUAUUUUCCAAAAAAGCAGACAAGUACAAAACUCCCAAGAUCCCAAAAACGGACGAGAGUCGAUUUUAGAAAGCGGGCGUAAAUCAGUAUACCAAAUGGAUAACAUAAAUAAUCACGAUUACUAAUAAACCGGUAAACGAAAAUUAUUAAAGUUUAUAACCGACAUCUUUUCGAUUUUCAACUGGCAAGCAGCAACCGUGUAUAAUAAUUAUGGUUUUAAUUUUUUAUUUGGUUAUAACUAUAACUAUAUUCGCACAGAAUUUAUAAACUAGAAUAUAUUAUAUAAUAUAAAUGUUACAGUAAUAGAUGUUAAAUCCAUAUUAACGUUAAUGGAUAAUAAUGAAUAAUUUGUAAGGAUUUUAACGUUAUUUACUAAGACUUCACGUCAAUUCCAAACAAUAUUAGUUAAUGAUGUUAAUUGCAAUUCAAAUUGAAUUUUAUGAUAAUUAUUGUAUAUUCGUUAAGUAAUUAAAAAAAUAAUAAUAAUAUUAUUUAAAUUUGUAUAUGAUAAUUUCUUAUUUCCAUAUGAUAAAGAAGUGUGUCAUUUAGAAUUGCAUGAUUUCCCAUGUACACGACAGACACAUUUAUUCGUUUUAAACUUCGUCUUAUUGUGACAUCUUUGAUAGCCUUAUGUACUCAUAAGACUACCAUAGCCUGCAGCUUCUUGAAAUGUUAUCUCUUUUUCUCCCGAUGAUUCGAGAAAAGUUUUGACAUCCAACAAAAUGUAUCUGCAUGGCACAAGUUUUGAGAUCUCGUGUACUUGUGUUAAAAAAAAUUAUUUUCGGUAUCUAAUUUAAAUAUAAGUGCAUCAGAAAGCCCCACGUUAGUGAGCCCCACUAAUCUUAUUAAUACUUCAGAUUUAAUACUAUCUAUCGCCGUUAAGAUAACAAGACAAACAAAUAUAUCACGCGCAGUCCCAUUCACUACGAGAUAAAUUUCGUUUUAUUUAAAUAAAUAAUAUUGUAAUUUUUUUGAUUACAAAAAAGUAAACAACUAAUAUUAUUGCAUUUAAAAAUUUGUUCAAAUGGAUGGUUGUUUGUUACCUCUCCAUGCCAAAACUGCCGAAGGGAUUGAGCUGAAACUCUGUAUGUAUAUAGUUCUAGACUAAAAAUAAUAUAGACGCUAUGUUUUCUAAAAAAUUAAACCGCUAAAUAAGAGCUGACACAAGGUCGAUAUUUUUGUUAGUAAAAUGUACUUUUUUUAAUUUUUUUAUUUGUUGGUUACCUUGAUGAUACGGAUGAAAUAAUAAAAUUUAAAACAAAAAAAAAAAAAAAAAAAAACGAAUAAUAUUUAUUUAUUUCAAGUGGGACAGCGAGUUAGUUAUCUUUUAAUUUAGUUAUUAUUAUUACUAUUAUUAUUAUAGCUAUGUCUCUAUUAUAAGAUAACGCUUUGAUGUUUAUAUCUUUCAUAAUAUAGGAUUAUAUUAUAUCCAUAUAAUGUGGAUAUGCGAAUUGAGUAAUAGGCAUAGCUUCCUAGUAUAAUGUAAAAAGUCAAUAAGUUUUUACAAUGGUGCUUGUUUUAAGCUCAGCGAUAUGAGUGACCAACAAUUGAUAAAUAAAAUCAUAACAACCCUAAAUAAAAUCAUAGUCUAUUUUAAAAAUGUCCUGUCAACUAUUUACUAACUAUGAUAUUUAAUUUGUUUAGGUUUAGUUUUGUUUCUAAAUAUGAGCAUAAUAUAUUAUGUUACCAAAUUCAUUUAAAAUUGCAGUUUGGAGUUUAUAGUUUAUUGUUUAAACCAUAUUCAGAAACCGGGAACUUUACAACCUCGCAAAGUGUGCUCCCAAACUUGUUUAUUUUGUACUAAAAUUAAUUUUAGAACAGUGAAAUUCGGUACAAAAUAGCUAGGUCACUCGAAAAACUAGUAAACUACCAUAAUCGAUUUGUAUAAUAUUUUUAUUCGAAAUUUGAAGAUAUGAAAUUAUUGUAAGUUUUACUAAGACGGUGUGUUUUUAUUUUCUAUCAAAACCGCAUUUACCAGAAAAUGUACGCAAAUCUUAAAACCGAAAAUUAAAAAGCAAUAACAAAAACGAAAAACUGCUUAGUUUUUAAUAGUUCAAAGCGACCAUUCAUUAUCAGCAAAGGAAAUAGUUAACUAGUGUUAACCAAUAACCGCUAAACUUUUUUUUUCUACCUACCUAAUGGUUUUUAAACAAAACUAAUUACCGGAUUCGUGAAAAACGGGUAUUUUUUUAUAGUAAAAUUGAAAAUAAUGUGAUGUGAUUGAUUUAAUUUUCUAAUUAUUUUGAAUUUUCAUAUUAUUUAAAAAAAUAAAGAUUAAAGAUUUUUUUCCCUGAAAUAAUUUGUAAUCGGAUGUUUUUCUAAAAAUUCAUUAUAAAUAUCGUAAAAAUAAUAAGAUACAUAAUACUGUAACUGCAAUUUGAUGUUUUUCUAAAAAUAUCGCACUAUCACAGAAGUCAGAAACUUAAGCAUUCCCCUCGUCACCCAUGCACUCUGUUAUACCUAUUUCAUCUUAGUCCUGGUUUAAUAAUUAUUAUUUAUUUACAUUAUUAUUAUCUUGGUGCAAAUUCGUGAGUGAAUUUGUGUGGUUGAACUUUGAUAGCGGCCGUUUUGAUAAUAAAGACAGUAAAGACUCUAGACAGUGAUUUUAAACAUGUCUUAUAUGAAAUAUUUUUUUGAUUAGCAUUUCUAGAAAAUAAUUGGUGAAUAGAAGAAUUUUAUUUGGUGAAAACCAUAAUCCCGACUCGAAUUACGAAUACCGUAUGUAAUAAAAAAAAAAAAAACAACAAAAUAUGUAAAAAUACAUAUUUACUGUAAUGAAGUCUUCGUUUUUAUUUUCAUUUUUUUUUGUUGACUGAUAUAAUAUCGUGUGCUUACAUUAUUUUUCCAUUCUCGGCAAAUCACGUUUUUAAAUUGUAAAAAAAAAAUGAUAGACAAAUUUUAUGCGGCACAUCGAACGAGAGGAAAUUGGACCGUAGCUGUGAAAAGGUCGUUAUUUUUUGAUAUUGACAAAAAAAAAAAACCUAAUACAUCAUCAAAAAUCCUACUCACGGCCGUAUUUCGAAUUUUCAACAUGUUUCAAAAAACAUUCUGUGAAUAACAUCAAAUCGAUAAUAAUUUCCCCCAUCAAAUAUUGUCUUGCGAACACGUUAUUGCGAUUUUUAGAAAAAAUUACAUUUAAAAACGUUACAACAGUCAUAUUUUGCUGGAUGUGUCGUCGAGCCGACGACGUCAAAAACUUUCACUGCCUUUUAUUUUUUAUUUUUCAUUCCGUUUUUACGACGUGUCAGAAGAGUAUAGUGAAAAAUCUUUUUGCAUUACUCGCGACACAGCAUUAUUAAAUUUCUAUUUCUUUAUAUCCCCGGCAGAAGAUGUUAUUUUAUUUUAUUAUUUAUUUUUUUUUUACAUUAUUUCAAACAAUAAUAUUUCAAGUGUACUCGUCUACCGAAUCAAAUAUUUUCAACAAAAAUGAAUUUCAAUAAAAUUCGUAAAAAAAAAAAUAAAUAUAAAUAUAUUAUAAUCAUUUUAUACUCCUUUGGGAAUAUAGGAAAAUUACAGCGAAAAAUUCCCUACUUUAAGCGUUAUUUUUUACAAAAAAUAAUAUAAAAUAUGAAACCAUAAUUUAAUUUUCUCUUGUCGAAACGUUAAAUGUGAAUAAGUUUUAGUUACCUGUAUUAUAUUCUAAGAACUAAUUAUUCAUUUAGAGUAUUUCAUUUUAUAAAAUUGACAAAAAAAAUAAAAAAAUACGUUCCCUUUUAAAACACCAACAAAUAUAACGCAAUGCUUUUAAAAAGGUGAAUUUUUUAGCACCUUAAACUUUUUAAAAAGUAGAUGUGGAAAAUCUUUUUUCUUUUUUUUUAAAUGUGUAGCAAAAGUGGUUAUGCACUUAGUUGAUUGUAAUAAUAUCUAUCCCAGAUAUAAUAUACUAUUGGAAAUAAAAAGACAAUUUUGUGCGGAGUAUAUAAGCCCUAUUUUUUUAUUGUUGCUAAGGUAACUCAGAAAUUAACAAAAAUCGAACAACAACCAAAAAAGGACCUGGAAAAUAAUGAAUUGGUUAAAAUGUCGUUAGAUGUUUCGAAUAAAGUUAAUCACACCUAGCAAAUAAUCCACAUCUAUCAAAUUCUCAGAGGGUAAAUAAGUUAUGAUAAUAAUAUUUAAAUAUUAUCAGUUUAACGCAUUAUCGUUAAAAUAAUAGAAUAUUAUUUUAAUUACAUUGUAUUUGUAAUAUUGUUGCAGUAAUGAAUAAAAAAUAUUACUAUAUUGUUAUUAAUUCAUAACAAAAAUAAUAUUAUUUUUAAAAUCGUAUUAAUAAUAUAUAUAAUACGUAAUAAACAAUAUGAAAAGUUUCAAUAAAAUGAAAAGUACAGGCAACAUCGCACGUGUGUGCAGCCACUGUUGUAGGUGGGAAGUUGGGAAGGUAGAAUACAGAAGGAAAUUUAAUGUAUAUUUGUAAGUAAUGAUUAACCAUUUCUAACGAAAAAACGAUUCUAAACAGAGUUCAGCUGACAGUGAAGCUUUUUCAACAAUGUAUAUGUCAUAUUAAAGUAUAAUGCGCGUUUCCAUGACAAUAAUAAUUGUUUUAAAAUAAAUUAAAAUUAAAAUAAUAAACUUAAAUAAAAAACUUAAUUACAAAAAAUAAAUAAAAACGGUUGCCAAUGACAACCUUAUUUUUAACCUUUCAAUCAUUUUUAAAACCAGAUUUCCUCAAUAUUUCGAAUAUUAAUGAGAAUAUCUAAAAAAGACAUCUUUAAAGUACCACCAUAAAGAGAACAUUACCUUUCAGAAAAGAUGCUAUACUUGACAAUCGGAGUAAGGUUUCUGGUAGAAAAAGUGUUCACGUGCAAAAAAAAAAAAAAAGAAAACACCAUUGUAUAACCAACACAUUUCUCGCUCCUCUAAGAAUCUAAAACUAAUAUAACUUUUUAUGUAUCUAAAAUAUAAUACGAUUGUGAGAGGACCUCAACAACGGCUUUCUAAAUUAUUAAUAACGAUAUUUUGUCGUGAACAUCCGGCGUAUUUGACCGUUUGCGCGUUGUCCGCCGUAUAAAAUGUCGACGAUUAUCCCGAAAUAACCCGUUUAUACUAAAAUACAUAAUAACGUGGCCUUAUUAUUACCGUAAUCUAUAUUAUUGUUACGUUAUUCGUUGCCAUAUGGUUGUAGGUUUUUUUCGUCGUCAUUACCGUAACACAAAACCCACGCAAAUGUCGUAUUAUUUGAACACCGAACACUGGUAAUAUUAUACAAUAUAGUAGCUCGUUAUUUGUUUUUUUUUUUUAUAUAUAAUCGUAUACCUACUGCGUAUUACAGUUUCUGCACCUUGUGCAUUAUCGUCCGUCGAGUAAAGUCCAAUGGCAAACCGUGCGUUUCGGUUCCUCGCGCUUAAGUCACAUCGUAACCGGGAGAACGAUAUCGAAGAAUUGUAUCAUUCGUUGAAGCGGGUGUACAGUUCGUAAGGUUCGGAUAUGAAGGUAUUAACAUCAAAACUUAAAAUAAACCAUUGAAAAUGUGAAAAAAAAGGCAAAAUAAAAGCAUUUAUUUUAUAUAAUCAAGCAAUUAAAAAGCGAACGACAGUCGACGAAUGCGAACGGACGAACAAUCUUGAUUCUACGCGACUACGCAUUAAGAAGAUAUUUUAAUCUGUAGAUAAAUAGUUGGGUACUUUAUAAACGAUAAAUUAACAUUCCAUACCAAAUAAUCAAUAAGGAAUUUAGCGAUAUCGAUACAUAUCACCGAUAGUAAAACCCAUUUAACAUAAUUUGUAUACAUAGUAUUGACAAUGCGUCGUCUUUUUCAAGCUCUUAUCAAUUUUUACCGUUAAUACGUAUAUAAAACUACACACAAAAAAUCAAUAAUGCAUUAUAACUAAAAAAAAGGCAAAAAAAAAAAAAACAAAACAAAAUAUUCAUCUUAAAUAUUAAAUGAAACACAUUUUUAUAUAAAAAUUAUAUUUCCAACUUUAUUAAAAAAAAAAAAAAAAAGAAGCUUUUGCCUUCAAAUCCAAGUCCUGAUACCGUAAUUGGUACACAAUUCUAUUUUUUAGUUGUAGAAAUUGUAAAAAGGAAUCUUUUAUAUGUUGAAUUUUCCACAGUUUUUCAUAUUCAAAACAUUUUCAUGCCACUUUUCAAGGCAAUUUUCGCCUAUACUUUGGAUCAUUGUCCAAUGGUUUUUAUGGAAUUUUAAUCAGGGUCCUAUUAACUGGUAGUUAUUGAUAAUAUGUAAUAAUUAAACAUGUUUCAGCCGUCUGAUGGACUUGAUGACAACCAGCGGUCACCGUAUACGCGACCUGUUGCCCGUGUUCGACUCGGCCGGAUUCACCAAGAUUCCUCCGCCGUCCAGCAAAGUCGUCAAACCGCACCAAUGAUGACAACCGACCUAGCUGUAUACGAAAUCACGUUCAUGAUUCACGAUUCAUCACGUCGUCGUCGUACAUAACCCGCACGCGAUUUAGCAAUCAUAAUAUGAUAAUAUUGUAUUAUUUUAUUUCCAAUAAUAAUUUAAAAAAAAAAAAAAUAUCGUAUUUCAAUAAAUUUUAACAAACAAAUAAUGCACCCUCGGUCACAUAAUAGUGCACAAUACCAUAAUAAACUAUUAUAGCGUAAAUUAUUGCACCCAAAGUGUUUAACACACAUACAGUA
Molecule: messenger RNA, 63485 nt
Organism: Cinara cedri
Lineage: Eukaryota; Metazoa; Arthropoda; Insecta; Hemiptera; Aphididae
Source: the annotation of a GenBank genome assembly